Pelobates cultripes (western spadefoot toad) is the source of this 50608-nucleotide messenger RNA. NCBI's taxonomy places the organism in Eukaryota, Metazoa, Chordata, Amphibia, Anura, Pelobatidae. The record is from the annotation of a GenBank genome assembly.
GGGCGCGCACAGCAUGCUGGGAGUAGAAUGUCCCUGGGCGCGCAGAGCAUGCCGGGAGUAGAAUGUCUCUGGCCGCGCAGAGCAUGCCGGGAGUAGAAUGUCUCUGGGUGCGAAGAGCAUGCUGGGAGUAGAAUGUCUCUGGCCGCGCAGAGCAUGCUGGGAGUAGAAUGUCUCUGGGUGCGAAGAGCAUGCCGGGAGUAGAAUGUCCCUGGGUGCGCAGAGCAUGCCGGGAGUAGAAUGUCUCUGGGUGCGAAGAGCAUGCCGGGAGUAGAAUGCCCCUGGCCGCGCAGAGCAUGCCGGGAGUAGAAUGUCCCUGGGUGCGCAGAGCAUGCCGGGAGUAGAAUGUCCCUGGGUGCGCAGAGCAUGCCGGGAGUAGAAUGUCUCUGGCCGCGCAGAGCAUGCCGGGAGUAGAAUGUCUCUGGCCGCGAAGAGCAUGCCGGGAGUAGAAUGCCCCUGGCCGCGCAGAGCAUGCCGGGAGUAGAAUGUCCCUGGGUGCGCAGAGCAUGCCGGGAGUAGAAUGUCCCUGGGUGCGCAGAGCAUGCCGGGAGUAGAAUGUCUCUGGCCGCGCAGAGCAUGCCGGGAGUAGAAUGUCUCUGGCCGCGCAGAGCAUGCUGGGAGUAGAAUGUCUCUGGGUGCGCAGAGCAUGCCGGGAGUAGAAUGUCUCUGGCCGCGCAGAGCAUGCCGGGAGUAGAAUGUCUCUGGCCGCGCAGAGCAUGCUGGGAGUAGAAUGUCUCUGGGUGCGCAGAGCAUGCCGGGAGUAGAAUGUCUCUGGCCGCGCAGAGCAUGCCGGGAGUAGAAUGUCUCUGGGUGCAAAGAGCAUGCUGGGAGUAGAAUGUCUCUGGGUGCAAAGAGCAUGCUGGGAGUAGAAUGUCCCUGGCCGCGCAGAGCAUGCCGGGAGUAGAAUGUCUCUGGCCGCGCUGCAGUUCCCGCACGAUCCGCUGGGGGCGGCAGAGCUGCCGCUGAAUGUGACGCAGGACGUGUCGCGCCAUGUGAUUGGCUGUCCGCAUUCCGUUGGUGGAAUAAUGGCUGCCUUCAUUAAACACCGAAUACCGCUCGCCCUCCGCCCGGCCAGGCCCGGCUCUGUCCGCCCCCCGCCUCGGAGUCCCGGCUCAGCCCGCCCGGCCCGCUCUGCGCCCUCACAGCCCCGGCAGCCAAUCAGCGGCCGCCCUCCGCCUGUUGCUGGGCAGAUUAUGCUAAUGAGGGCAGAGCCGCCAUGUCUGCAGCUACCAUUCUGAGGUGAGAGCAGGCUGGAUUUUCCACAUUAGCGGGGGUUGUUGUCGUGAGGGGUUGGGAGCCGCGAGGAGCCGGGCUGUGAGGGGCCGCUCUCCCCGCCGUCCCCGGGCCGCGCUGUGCGGUGGGUCCGAGCGGGGGUUGUUGUCGUGUUAGUCCCACCCAAAAUGGCGCCGGCGCUUCCUAGCCCGAGUCCGGGGGGCGGCCGGCGGGUGAUGGGGGGCCGGGGGGAGCUCCAUCCCCGGGACACCGCGCUCCCCCCGCUGCGCGCAAUGUGAUGGUACCGUCCGAUCCGCUGGGCCGCCGCACCUGAACCCGGGCCCGGGGGGGGGGGGACACCGCGCUCCCCCCGCCGCUCGCAGUGUGAUGGUACAGUCCGCCCUCCUGGAUCCGCUGGGCCGCCGCACCUGAUCCCGGGCCCGGGGGGGGACACCGCGCUCCCCCCGCCGCACUCCGUGUGAUGGUACAGUCCGCUCCGCUGGGCCGCCGCACCUGAUCCCUGGCCGGGGGGGGACAGCGUCUGACAGGCCGGGAGAAGCGGGGCCGCCGGGACUGGGAGACGGUGUGACCGGGACAGGCCGACCGGCAGGAGGCUGUGUGUGCGGCCGGCCCCGCCAUGGAAACCCACGCACCUUCACCCACCGGCCCGCUGGACUCCCCCGUACCCGACAUGGGACUGCCCAGGAUCACACGGGAGGGAGAGCUUUCCCGCCUUUUACCUCCUGCCUGGCACGUGGGGGGAUAAUAAUAUACUGAGCCCUGACCUGUAAUAAUAAUAAUAUAUAUACUGAGCCCUGACCUGUAAUAAUAAUAUACUGAGCCCUGACCUGUAAUAAUAAUAUACUGAGCCCUGACCUGUAAUAAUAAUAAUAUAUAUACUGAGCCCUGACCUGUAAUAAUAAUAUACUGAGCCCUGACCAAUAAUAAUAAUAUACUGAGCCCUGACGUGUAAUAAUAAUAAUAAUAUAUAUACUGAGCCCUGACCUGUAAUAAUAAUAAUAAUAUAUAUACUGAGCCCUGAUCUGUAAUAAUAAUAAUAAUAUAUAUAUACUGAGCCCUGACCUGUAAUAAUAAUAAUAAUAAUAUACUGAGCCCUGACCUGUAAUAAUAAUAAUAAUAAUAAUAAUAAUAAUAAUAUACUGAGCCCUGACCUGUAAUAAUAAUAAUAAUAUAUAUACUGAGCCCUGACCUGUAAUAAUAAUAAUAUACUGAGCCCUGACCUAUAAUAAUAAUAUACUGAGCCCUGACCUGUAAUAAUAAUAAUAAUAAUAUACUGAGCCCUGACCUGUAAUAAUAAUAAUAAUAAUAAUAAUAUACUGAGCCCUGACCUGUAAUAAUAAUAAUAAUAAUAAUAAUAUAUAUACUGAGCCCUGACCUGUAAUAAUAAUAAUAUACUGAGCCCUGACCUAUAAUAAUAAUAUACUGAGCCCUGACCUGUAAUAAUAAUAAUAAUAAUAUACUGAGCCCUGACCUGUAAUAAUAAUAAUAAUAAUAUAUACUGAGCCCUGACCUGUAAUAAUAAUAAUAAUAUAUACGGAGCCCUGACCUGUAAUAAUAUAUACGGAGCCCUGACCUGUAAUAAUAUAUACGGAGCCCUGACCUGUAAUAAUAAUAAUAAUAUAUACUGAGCCCUGACCUGUAAUAAUAAUAUAAUAUAUACUGAGCCCUGACCUGUAAUAAUAAUAAUAAUAAUAAUAUAAUAUAUACUGAGCCCUGACCUGUAAUAAUAAUAAUAAUAUAAUAUACUGAGCUCUGACCUAAUAAUAUACUGAGCCCUGACCAGUAGUAGUAGUAGUAGUAAUAAUAAUAUACUGAGCCCUGACUUGUAGUAAUAAUAAUAAUAAUAAUACACUGAGCCCUGACCUGUAAUAAUAAUAAUAUACUGAGCCCUGACCUGUAAUAAUAAUAUAAUAUACUGAGCUCUGACCUGUAGUAAUAAUAUAUAUACUGAGCCCUGACUUGUAAUAAUAAUAAUAUACUGAGCCCUGACCUAUAAUAAUAAUAAUAAUAAUAAAAUAUAUACUGAGCCCUGACCUGUAAUAAUAAUAAUAAUAAUAUACUGAGUUCUGAUCUGUAAUAAUAAUAUAUAUACCGAGCCCUGACCUGUAAUAACAAUAAUAAUACUAAUAUACUGAGCCCUGACCUGUAAUAAUAACAAUAAUAAUACUAAUAUACUGAGCCCUGACCUGUAAUAAUAUAAUAAUAUUAUACUGAGCUCUGACCUGUAGUAGUAGUAGUAAUAAUAAUAAUAAUAUAAUACUGAGCUCUGACCUGUAAUAAUAUAUAUACUGAGCCCUGAUCUGUAAUAAUAAUAUACUGAGCCCUGACCUGUAGUAGUAGUAGUAGUAGUAGUAGUAAUAAUAAUAAUAUACUGAGCUCUGACCUGUAAUAAUAAUAAUAUACUGAGCUCUGACCUGUAAUAAUAAUAAUAAUAAUAUACUGAGCCCUGACCUGUAAUAAUAAUAUACUGAGCUCUGACCUGUAAUAAUAAUAAUAUUAUUAUACUGAGCCCUGACCUGUAAUAAUAAUAAUAAUAUAAUAAUAUACUGAUCUCUGACCUGUAAUAAUAAUAUAUAUAUAUACUGAGCCUUGACCUGUAAUAAUAUAAUAAUAUACUGAGCUCUGACCUAUAACAAUAAUAAUAAUAAUAAUAUAUAUGUAAUAAUAUAAUAUACACUGAGCUCUGACCUGUAAUAACCUAUGUUAUAAUACACUGAGCCCUCAUCUGUAUGUGAACAUCACAGGGUAAUGGCGGCUCCUAUUACCUGGUCGAUAUGUCGUACAAUACCACCAGUAUGUCCACUUCCCAAACUCUAGUAGAGUGCAGCGCUCUAUAAAUAUUAAAUGAACUACACUUACCCCUCAAUAUUGGUUGAGGUUAGUUGAGGGGUAAGUGUUGUUUAUUUAAUACUUAGAGCGCUGCACUCUGAGAGUUUGGGAAGUGGACACACCACCCAAACACAAAGUUAUUUUUCUGGAGGUUUUAUAGUGGGAUUUUGAACUAUAGAGUGUGUUAAGCAGCUUCACCGAAAUAAACACUAUUUAUAGAAGCGCCAUCUUUCCACAUUUGCUGUUUGUUGAUGUGUCAUAUGUCUACACACUGAGCCCUAAAAACCGUUACUGAUCUAUAGAUAUAUCAUUUAAUAAAUCCACUGAGCUGUAUUAUCUGUACACACAUGCACACUACAUUGUUAAACACAGGUCUGCCCACCAGUCAAGCCAUAGGACCUGCUUUUCCCACACAAAUCUCAAAUUUUAUGUGGUGAUGAGAUGCAAAGCGAGUGAACCACUCAUGGAGAUAGAUAGAUUUAUUUAUUUUACAGAUACCGUUGUGCUCAAAAAAAAAAGUUUGCAUACCCUGGCAAUUGUGGCAUUGAUUUUGAAAAUAUGACUAAACAUGAAAAAAACAAGUAUUUUAUUAAAGCAUAGUGGUCAUUUAUUAUUACAUAGUUGUUUGGCUCCUUUAAAUAUCAUAAUGAUAACAGAAAUCGCCCAAAUGACCCUGAUCAAACGUUUACAUACCCUUGAAUGUUUGGUCUUGUUAUAGACACACAAGGUAACACACACAGGUUAAAAUGGCAGUUACAAGUAAAUUUCCCACACCUGUGGCUUUUUAUUAUUAUUGCUAUUUAUAUAGCGCCAACAUAUUACGUAGCGCUUUACAAUAUUACGAGAGGGGGGGGAUUUAACUAUAAAUACUAGAAUUACAAGAAAACUUACAGGAACGAUAGGUUGAAGAGGACCCUGCUCAAAUGAGCUUACAUUCUAUAGGAGGUGGGGUAUAAAACACAUUAGAACGGGAAAUAGCAAUCAAAGAAGGUGGGAGUCAACCAGAGCUGAAGGAGAGCGUAAAGUGCUGCCCCUUUACGAGAGAGCAAGAGACAGGUAUGUAAGGUAGAGGUUACUCUGGGAGGCCAUAAGCUUUACUAAAGAGAUGGGUUUUAAGGCAAUUCUUAAACGAUUGAAGACUAGGGGAGAGUCUGAUGGCGGUAGGCAGGCUACUCCAUAGGAAGGGAGCUGCCCGCAAUAAGUCCUGCAAGCGUGAGUUGGCCGUACGGGUGUAAACAAUGAACAGGAGAAGGUCACGGGCAGAGCGGAGAGACCGAGAAGGGGCAUACCUAUGGAUCUGUGAGGAGAUAUGAGGAGCUAGAAUUGUUCAGUGCUUUAUAGGUAUGGGUUAGCACUUUGAAUUGACUCCUAUAGGAUACAGUAAGCCAAUGUAAGGACUGACAGAGGGGUGAGGUGUGAGAGGACCGACUAGAGAGGAAAAUCAGUCUGGCGGCGGCAUUCAUUACAGACUGUAGCAGGGCAAUAUGGCUUUUGUGAAGAACAAUUAGGCGAGGUUUACAAUUUUAAAUUGCAAUUAGCUUGUUAGCUCUCUCAUGGAUGCACUGAGCAGGCUAGAUACUGAGUCAUGGGGAGCAGAAAAGCACUGUCAAAACACUUGCAUAACAAGGUAAUGUAAACCUCCUUGUGACGGUCACUCAGAUGGCCUCUAGAAAUGCUUCCCUGGUCACUUAUUUCACCUACAUUAAUGCAACUCAUAGGGAUGCAUUGAUUUAAUUAGGGAAUGCUGGAGCGGAUUAGCUUUCCCUGGGGUCUAGUGGGACUGCUGUCAUCUCUCUGCUCUGUUCCCUAGUGCGCUGUUUUAGUGAUGAGGGGCUGGAAGUAUAUCAUAUUCCGUCUUCUGGCAUCACUGGAGGACGCGAGGGAGUAGAGCAGGCAGAUAACAGCUUUCUACUUUGCCGCGGCCUGCCUCCCUCAUUCCGCCGCCUGCUGCUAGCCUCCUUCAUUCCGCGGUCUGCCUCCCUCAGCUCUCAAUGAGCCAACAGUCCGUCUGCUUGCCCGCCUCAGCCCUGCUUGAACCGACUGCCCCCAUCAAAUCUUGGGCAGCCGGCCACCUCGGGCUGUACAGGCUCUCAAAUCCCAGAGCCGUGCCCUGUAAAUACCCUAAUGUUUUCCAGUCCUGUAGGAGUAUUACUGUUGCUUGGGCAUAUAAAGCACACACAACUCCCACCAGCUCUGUGUUUUGGGGAAUAUGUAGAGUUCUUGCUCUCGCUGAGGAGCACCAGAUAGUUUAUUAUUGAUACCAUUGGUUCCCAAACCAGUCAUCAAGGCUCUCAUAACAGUCCAGGUUUAGGUGUUUUUAGAAAGAAAACAAGAAAACAUUUUAGGCAUGACUGGUUAAUCCCUAAAUCUGGACUGGUUUGGGAACCAUUGAUUUAUUCGAACAGUUCUCAAGGAAACCCAAUGCUUUAGUUUGUAUUUUGCUUUUGUCUUACUAUGGUGGUAUCCUCAAAAUCUGUCCUAUCUUUGGUCGUCACAUCUUAUCUAAAGAAUCAGAGCUCUAGGAUGAGUAUAUUCAGAUGCAGGACUAGCCCCAUCUCACGUCCCUUUCAUAUCAGCACCUGACUGGCCAUGGAUAUUGUGUGUGUGCACUUUGCUCAGGUGUGAUUUGGCUCCCAGCUCCCCUGCCUGCUUCCUGAUUCAUAGCUCCCUUGUAUACGAGGUGUCUGGCUCAGCUAACCUAGGUACGUGUAGCUUUUCUUUGCUCCAGUGUCUUACGUGCUGCCUUACUCAGGCCUGUGCUUUGGGCUUUACAUAUGAAUAAUGUAACUCUAUGCAACACUGUGAGUCUAUUGGUUAUAUUUUGCUUUACGUUCAAUGUGAAGAAAUCUGCCAGAAGCCAACCCCCAUGACUAACAUUACAACAAAUGUAUUUCCAGAUACAGAGUGACAGGAAUUUGUCAAAUUUUUUGAAAAAAUGUGCACUCAUUAUACAGCAAUAUACAGAUCACUGGUAGGAAUGGGUAGAACAAUGUGUCACCUUUGUGGCCCUUUUCUGCUUUAUUUCUGGAAACUGCCGAAACAACUCUAGUCAAGUUCCUCUGUAUAAAUUUGUGAUGGUUUACAUUUUGGUACAAACAUUCACCAAUUCCUACCAGCAGCUGUCUUGGAUUAAAAUAUCUGCAGUUGGCGUCCUGCAACACGCCAUGUGGAAUAUGCAGACUCUUAGCAUCCUACAAUCAUUGGCACCAGGGAGCAAUAUGAGAACUUUAGGAAGGCUAUGUACCCCUCCUGAUGAGGCUGGGUGCAGUGUCUGCCACAAGUGGGCUAUGCUACUGGCAUGACAGAAAACACCUGGGACAGGGUUAUUUACCAAAGUGAGACCUAUUGGAAAUUCAGUGAGAAUUCAAAGUGGAUUUCAAAUUUAUACCAGAAUUGCUGAAUUGAAAGCAUGGUUCACUUUUUAAAAAAAAUGUUUUUAAAUUUCUUAAAUUAGCAAUUAAUUUUGAAUUCCUGACAAUUCUCACCUUAGUAAAUAACCCUGAGAGUGAUUAACAGGAAAAAGUAGAACAUUUAAAAUAUAUUCAUGAGAACGAUUUUAGCAUGGAGUGAAAAUGAUUUAAUUCCUCAGUCAUUACUCCAACUUGUGUGUAUUACUUGUUACGGGAUGCCCAGAGAUUAUACUAUGCAUGAUAUGGGUGAAUUUUUUUUUUUUUACGUUUUAGGUGGCGGGGGUUUAACUUGGUUUCCUACAGAUUUUUCUAAGAUUCCUUUGCAAGGAAAUAAAACAAUAUUGCAUGAUUAGAUAAUUUCCUGGGAGUUUUUUGUAGAGUAAGAAUGGUAUGUGGUGUCUCCGGUCUCUUUAAUCCAUUAUCUGCCAGAAAUGUAGAUUAACAUUAAACCUUUUAUGAGAAGAUAUUUUUAGUUCCUAUGAAUGAACCAUAGGCCAAGUUAAUUAUAAAUAAUAGUAACUUUUGUAGUACUUGAGAGCUUUUAAAGUACUUUAGAGAGACAAUUUAAUACAUCACUGCGAUCAUUACUGAGCUGUUUUAAAUGGAUCUCAUGUUAAUGUACUGUGGAGGGAUGAUGGUACAGCAUGCGUUAAGUGGAGCCAUUGAUUUAAAACCAGGGAACUUACUCCUGCGUUAAAGGUUUCUGUCUGCAAUAUAACUGCAGAGGUAGCGUUCUCUUAGGAGGCAUCACGUUUUUGUGUAAACAUUUGUGAAUUUGGCGUAUUCUGCGAUAGCCGAAAUAUAACAGGACAUGUUUGGUUUCUAUAUUAUUAUUAUUAUUAUUAUUUAUUAUUUAAUAUUUUCUUAACCCCUUAAGGACUGGACUGUUUUUGCGAUGUUGUACAUUUGCGACCAGGCAUAUUUUUACACUUUUGUGGUGUUUGUGUUUGGCUGUAAUUUUCCGCUUUCUCAUUUACUGUUCCCAUACAAAUUAUAUAUUGUUUUUUCAGGACAAAAGGGGCUUUCUUUACAUACCAUUAUUUAUAUAAUCUCAUGUAUUUUAAUUUUAAAAAAAUACAAAAAUCUGAUGAAAAAUUGAAAAAAAUACAUGUUUUUUGACUUUUACUUGAAAAAUCUUUUACUCAUCUACAAAAGCGAAUGAAAAAAACUGCUAAAUAGAUUCCAAAUUUUGUCCUGAGUUUAAAAAUACCCAGUGUUUACGUGCUUUUUUGCUUUUUUUUGCAUGUUAUAGGGCUAUAGGUACAAGUAGGAUAUUGCAGUUUCAAAACAUACAUUUUUAAAAUUUAUCAAUAGUGACAUUGUAACACUAUUAUCUGUCAUAAAUCUCUGAAUAACACCCCACAUGUACAUAUUUUUUUUAAAGUAGACAACCCAGGGUAUUCAAUAUGGGGUAUGUCCAGUCUUUUUUAGUAGCCACUUAGUCGAAAACACUGGCCAAAGUAAGCAUUCAUAUUUGUUUGUGUGUGAAAAAAGUAAAAAAACUAAAUUGAACGCUAAUUUUGGCCAGUGUUUGUGACCAAGUGGUUACUAAAAAAGACUGGACAUACCCCAUUUGCAAUACCUUGGGUUGUCUUCUUUUGCAAAUGGUAUGCCAUCAUGGGGGUAAUUCUCAUUCCUGGGCUACCAUACGCUCUCAAAGGCAACGUAACCAACCUGGCCAUUUUCAAUGUAAAAAUAUUUGACCCAUAUAUUUGACCUUGUAACUUUCAAAAAUGCUAUAAAACCUGUACAUGGGGGGUACUGUUUUACUCGGGAGACAUCGCUGAACACAAAUAUUAGUGUUUAAAAACUGGAAAACGUAUCACAACAAUUAUAUCAUCAGUAAAACUGCUGUUUGUGUGUGAAAAAUGCAAAAAAAGUAACUUUCACUGACAAUAUCAUCACUGUGAUAUGUUUUACUGUUUUGAAUCACUAAUAUUUGUGUUCAGCGAAGUCUCCCGAGUAAAACAGUACCCCCCAUGUACAGGUUUUAGGGUGUCGUAGAACGUUACAGGGUAAAAUACAGUGCUAGCAAAUUAAAUUCUCUGGAAUUUCGGCCUGGGUUGGCAGGCAGGUCCCUCAAAUUGCAAUCAAUAAAAUUACUGAAUUAUGUAAAAAUAUUACAUAAAUACGCACGUAGAAUUUAAAUAUAUAUGCAUAUUUAUAUAUUUGAAGUCUACGUGUAUAUUUAUAUAAUUAUUUAUGUAAUUUUGUAUAUGGACGUAUGUAUAUUUCUUAUUAUUUUUAUUUAUUUUUAUAUACAUAGAUAUAUAUACAAAUUCAUUCUAAGUGUAUUUUGAUAUAAAUAUAUGUAUAUUAAUUUUAAAAUACAGUUAGAAUAAAAUUUCAUAUAGCUAUAUAAUUUUUUUUAAAUUUUUUAUUAUUUAAAAAAAAUAUAUUUAAUUUAAAUUACUUAUUAUUUAUAUUUUAUAAUAUAUAUAUACAAUAUAUAUAGUUAUUAUAUAUAUUAUAUAUAUACGUGUGUAAUUUAAUUAUAAGUGUAUUUUUAUAUUAAUAUAAGUACAUAUUAAUAUAAAAAUACACUUAGUAUGACAUUAUAUAUAUAUAUAUAUAUAUAUAUAUAUAUAUAUGAUAUAUAGACAUAUAUUAUAUAGGUAUAAUAUAUGUCUAUAUAUCAUAUAUACACAUAAUUAUUUUUAUUUUUUUUAUUAACACUAACUUUAAUUUAUUUUUUGAUUUUACACAUGCAGGGAGACUGCCUGUCAGCACAGACAGUCCCCCUGCAGGCAGCACUAUGGACACCUAUUGUGACCAUGUGAUCGCUGUGUUAAGCGAUCACAUGGCCACAGGGGUUCCUAAAUCAGUGUGGGGAGACUGUCUGGGCUGCAGGCAGUCUCCCCACAACCGGAGCCACGCUGAUCGCCGCCGGGGGAACGACGGCGAUCAGGUAAGUAGCUCUGACCGUUAGGACGGUUCAGGACCGUCAUCGGUCGGCAACGCAAAAAUGCCGAUGACGGUCCUGAACCGUCCUCGGUCCUUAAGGGUUUAAUAUAUAUUCUAAGCAUACCUGUUUCUUUUUUCUUUUCUGUGAAUAACUCUUACUUUCAAUCAAGAUCUAAAUCAUUUAACCCCUUAAAGGACCACUAUAGUGCCAGGAAAACAUACUCGUUUUCCUGGCACUAUAGUGCCCUGAGGGUGCCCCCACCCUCAGGGUCCCCCUCCCGCCGGGCUCAAGGGGGUGGAAGGGGUUAAACACUCACCUUUCUCCAACGCCGGGCGGGGAGCUCUCCUCCUCCUCUUCGCCUCCUCUCCUCCUCUUCUGCUGAAUGCACAUGCGCGGCAGAAGCUGAGCGCGCAUUCAGCCAGUCUCAUAGGAAAGCAUUCAUAUCAUAUGGACGCUGGCGUCUUCUCACUGUGAUUUUCACAGUGAGAAGCACGCAAACGCCUCUAGCGGCUGUCAAUGAGACAGCCACUAGAGGCUUUAGAGGCUGGAUUAACGCAUUUAUAAACACAUUCCGUCAUGUGUCUUUAAGGGGUUAAUUGACUUGUUGCACAUUCUUGCAAAGCUAUUCGUUAUUUGAAAAGGGGAAAUAAAACCUCUUGGGUGGUGAUUUAUAUUCUUUUUUUUACUAAUGAAAACCAUUGUGCAAUGUCUUGUGUUUUAUUUUUUUAAUUUUUUUUAUUUAUUUGGUUUUUUUGAUUGCCUAUUAACAUAGCCAUACGUUACUUGCCACUACAUGCAUCAUUUUGUUUCUAUUAUAUUGUUCCUGCGGCAUUUCAGCUGUGAAUACAAGGCUGUUUUGCAGGUAGACUCCCAUCUAGGGAAAAGCUGAGAAAGCAUUCUAAGACUUUUAGUUUUACAACAGCUGGAGGUCAGCUUUUUGGACACCCCAUUGGCAGCAUGGCGUGACUCCUCAUAAAAGUUGUGUUUAACUAUUGACUGCAUAUUAUUACUCCUUAUAAAACUGUGUGAUGAUUGGCUGUGUCACAUGUAUCCUUAUUAAAGGGACACUCAAAACACAUAGAACUUCAGAUUGUGGAAGGACUUUGUGUCUGGAGUACCUCCCCCCCCUCCCCUUUCUCUUUAAUGGAAAGUACCAGUGUUAAUGUGUCUAAGCCUUUAUUGAUACUUUAUGUAUCUUCAGCAGGGUUUGUCAUGUAGAUGGUGAGAAUGUCAUGUGAUAUGGUUACAUUUGGCUAAGCAUCAUGGGAAAUAUAAAAAAAAAAAAAAAGAAUUGGAGGAUGCAAAAAACAAAAAUAUAGUUCUAAAAUAUCUGGUUUGCCAGGCCCAUCAACUGUCAUGGGGGAUGGGAUAAAAUGUCUCUUGCCGUGCUAGAUCUGUGAACUGUUGUGUCAAGUAUUCCAUAUACAUAUACACACAUAGACCAUCCCCUUCUCCUAGUUUAAAGGCAUCCCGUCCCCACUUCACAAGUCCUGUUUUAGGGUCUCAACAGCAUUCCAGUCCUGAGGAACACAUCGCUGGUUGAGCAUUUGUGGUUUAUAGUUAAUCUUUUUUUGUGGAUUGUGCAGAAUAUGGCAUUUACCUGCAUCCUUUAGGCAGAGGAAAGGCACAAUUUGUGUGUAUUACUGCAUCUCUUCCUUUCCAGCAAUCUAGAGUUAUUGUCACACAGUCCUAAAAAUUAAUCAUGCUUGUGCCAUGUUAGAAAUGAUAUGUAGGCGUGUGAAGGACGGAGAAAAAUGAGUUCUCUGGCAGUAAAGCAUAGUGAAAUUAAAAGAUUUGAGAAUGCAUUCUGCUUGGAUGUCAGUCAUAUAACAAACCAUGUACCGUCAUCCAGCCGAGCCUGGGGACUCUGUUCUAUCCAGGGACUAAAAGUAUCCUUUUAGCUUUCACUACAUAGCUGGUCGUGUGUAGGAAUGAUUACAAGCCAUCAUUUCCCUCAAGCUAACUGGAUAUAUUUGUAAUAUAAGUUAACAAAGGCAUGUUAUAGUAAUGAUUUACAUAACCCUCUGUUAUUGCUGCUGCUUCCCAAGCCGUGAAGAUGUUGAGCUGCGAUGACUGUCUGAUUCCAUGCUUGAUAUUUUUUGCUCUUGCUGUGAAUUCAUAUCAACUGGCACUGUUUUCCUUUUUUUUUUUUUUUAUAUAUAUAUAAGAUCCACGCUGCCAAGAAAUUUUCAAAAUGAUGUUUCCCUCUGUGUGUCUGCUGGGAUAGUUGCUAGAGAGAUGAAAGUUUUCAUUCACAUUGUAAUAAAGGUAGUGCAAUACGUGAAUCGGUUAGUCGUUUUUGUUUCUUAAAAUUUACGUGUUGUUGUCACUUCUCAUUUUGUAGGUAAUUAAAAACCACAUAUGUAUUGUUAAAAGUAAGUCCGAUUAUAUUGCAACUCUUUCGUUAUUAGACACCAAAGGUUGUUUCAGAAUGACUUUUAUACCCAAAUAAUUUGCAUUAAAAAAAAUCUCCUGAAAAUUGACGAAACCUUAAUCUUUGACGUCUUAAUAAAUACAAUAAUAAGUAAAGAUGUGCAUUUCACACCACCUGUACACACUAAUCAUUUACAAAAUGCUGAGACACGGGACUAUGACAGAUCACUUUAUAUUAAUGUUGGAAAAGCAAAACCUUUAUAGAUCUAUUAGCUUCUGGGUGCAAACCAGGUCUCCAUAAAAUGCUUAGACAAGAAGUUUUAAAAGUGUAUUAAACUGGCUAAGGGCAGAAUGAUGAAUUAAAGAAAUAGUUGGAAUCUGAAAUUGGGAUGUGACAUUUCGUGUGAGACCUUUUUGGGAAAAUAAUAAGUAAAGCACACCGAGUCACGUCUCAUUCUGUGGAAAAAUAAGGCAGCGAUUCCUUGCUAGAUUUCAAACCCAUUAUCCCAGUCCAUGAUGGAUGGAAAAAGCCAUGGAUGCUUUGUUGGCAUAUACAAGGUCUCUCCAGAAAGUAUCCAGCCAUGUAAUAAGAAAAAUUGAGACAUUUAGGAUACAAGAUACAAAAAACAUUAUACAUCGGACAAUAACGCUUCAGUCUCCUUCAAAGUAGGCACCUUUGGACCUCACACAGUUCUCCCGGCAUCUCUUCCACUAUUCAAAACACUCUGCAAAAUCUUUUGUUGGAAUCACCAUCAGCUCCCUCGUCGUAUUAACCUGAAUCUCAAUGACUGUCUGAGAUCCCUUCCCUUUCAAAGGUGAUUUUCGUUUUAUAAAAGACAUGAGUUUCAGAGUACAAAAUCUGUGGCUGGGGGGGGGACUGACUCACCUGGGAGAUAUUAUUUGUGCUGAGCUUAUUGCAUUGCACCCGAAAGCCUUCUAAAUCAUCUGAAUAGUUUCCACCGAGGGAAUGUUCAAGCUUAACACAAAAUUUGAUGCAGAUUUGUUGCUCUACUAGCUCUGUCAUUGUGCAUAUGCUCAUCCAGCGGAGUCUAGCGCCCCCACUGACUAGUACAGUGAAGUCGUAAUUGUUCAUGCAUGCGCAUUUCAGUCCACUCUCCUUGGUGGCCAGGUUACUUCAAUGUCGUGCAAACUGUUCUUGUUAUAUUAAGUGGUUGAAUACUUUCUGUACAUACCUUGUAUCAACCAUUUAUUCCAACACACCCUGACAUGACAGCCCCUUUAUUAGUGUAACAAGUGCUGAAAUGAUAGUCCCAUUCCCCCCCUCCCCCCAAAAGUCACCCUAUGAGUAUCACAUUUAUAGGUAUACGUUUCUCUAAAAAUGAUGAGUAGCUAGAGGAGUAUUUGUUGAUAACGUUUAUUAUAAUGUAUCCUCUUAUCUCUCCAUAUUAAAUAGAAUCCAGUGUUCUGUCAGGCCAUCUCGCAGCACUGUGGAUGUUGGAGAAAGUUUGUUUUUUAUGAUUGUCAGAAACGGCAGCAUCAUUAUAUUCAGCCUCAUUUAAAAUAAAUCAUCAUCUGGCUGCAUGGCUCAGUAGUUUUCUUCCCUCCUGUACAAGUAAUGAAUCAGCAAGGCAGGUACAAGUGGCACAGUCUGCGUGGGAAGCACAAGCGGCGAUUGGCUCUUCUGAGCUUGUCUGUUACGGAUUUUUCUGCUUUGUUUUGAGCUGUGAAUGUCUAAUACACAGAGCGGCGAAUCUCACAGUUUUGUGAUUGCUUUCCAAGUUAGACAUUUAGUGAUAUGUGAUAAAAUGAAACCAUCAAUUAAAUGUCAUUGAAUUCCACGUCUUUAUUGUUUGUACCGUAUAUAUCCAUCUACUUACGCAUGUGGAUUUGGGUAUUUCAUAUGUAAAGCAGAAAGUAAUCUCUAUAGACCGAAACUAAACAGGCUCAGUGACUGUCAGCACUGGUAUGGGAUGUCAUGGGAUGUUAUUUAAUUCCUGCUGGAGCUGCUAUGGUCAAAUGUAAUGUCUGUUAUUUUGAAGCAGAAACAUUAAGGAGGAACAACAGCUUAGCCUUCAAAUGAUCGGAGUGUGAGAGUAUGUAAAGCACAAAAAACAAAACAAAAAAAAAUCCCUCCUAGUUUGCAACUGCAUCCCCUUUUCCAAUGUAUAAAUAGAGGCUGUGGCGAAACCAACCUCGCCACGAAGCAUUGGAGAAGCCUGGUUGCUCGCCUGUUGCCCUUGGACUAUGGCCCCAUGUUAAAAAGCCUUCUUUUCCCCUGCAGAAAAGGCUUGUUCGUGCCUUUCUGCCCGGCGUUCGGUAGAUUCAAUCUACCGAACAAACAACCCAAUGACUGGACCACCUGUAUUGGGAGUGUGUCGGCAAUUUACCUCCCAGAAGCUGCGGUUAACCGCUGCUUAAUUGACGAAUGCUUGGUGACCUUUGUUCGUUUGCCAAACACGUGGCGGCGGCCAUUUUAAAGUCCCGAACGGCCAGCGGUGUUCAGCGCCCAAACUAUGGAACUGGAAACGGACACUUAUUUGCGCGAACACUGCUGAGCCGUCAGCGUCCUUGCGUCUGCAUUCGGUCAUUUAACCGGAUGCCUGUUCAUUCGGUAGUUUAACCGUAUGAACAGCAUUACCUCAGAUAGCCAUGCCAUGGAGCCUAUUCGUGUAACAAAAGACUUUGGCUCCAUCGCGAUUGAACUGUAUGUAUGUGAUCUGAGCGCCAUCCGGUAAUAAUGUGCGCUCAGAUCUAAGCUAUCUGGGGAUAGGUAGAAUGUAUAUGUUUUGUGCAACAGUUGUAACUUUAUACAUUUUUAUGUCGCUUACUGUCAUGUGGUUAAUGGAGUUUUGCCUCUGUCCUGGGAGAUAAUUGGAUUACUUCCCAAUUAUCUCCAGGACAGAGGGAGGGAAAUUAGGAUGCAUUGUGGGGAUGUUUUACCUCUGUGUGUCUGUCAUUAGUUCAUGUCUGUCCUUUGUCAGUCUCCCAUUUGGUCCCCUAGGGGAGUGUCCACCAGCUGGGAGACCUGCAUAAAUACUGGGCAGGUAGCUUUCAAUAAACCAUACCACUGCUUGACCCUCAACACUGAGCUCUGUAUCGUCUUUGGGGGGAUUUACUGUAUGCUGUUAGAGACUGAUUGCCAGGAGUGUAAGCCGCUUGGGUGCUUUUCCUGUUUGUCUGCUAGCAGCUAUUUGUGAGGUUCCAGUUCGGGAGUUUGGAGUGCUACUUUGUAUGCAGUUCGGGAGUUUGAAGCAUUCCCUCGUAUGCAGUUCGGGAGUUUGAAGCAUUUCCUUGUAUGCAGUUCGGGAGGUUGGAGCAUUCCCUUGUAUUCAGUUCUAGAGUUUGGGAUUCUGCAGUAGCUGUGCCUGUGUCUCUGGAAGGGUAGAUCUACUAAAAGGCGGUUUAACCCUUUUAUGCCUGGGGGUGCCGUUAAAGAGGCUUCUGUAUAAAAUGUCAGAUAUCUGCAACUCAAUCCUGCUCAUCCCUACUACUAUAGAACAAACUACAAACACAAUGUGCUCAAAGUGUGCAUUGAUAUGUUGACACUAUUCAAAAAUAAAAAAUCAGUCUUAAUGUUGCAGAAUAUAGUGUGAUUAAAUUUACAGCCACACAAUUAUAUUUAUAAAGGGAAAUGUUCCAAUAAUACAUAGGAAAUAGCUGCAUGUCAAACACAUAUCUUCAUCUGCGAUGUCCCAACACUUGAGAUGGCAAUUUUACUAUAAGUGGUGCAAAUACAGGGUUUAUUUUCGGCAACGUGAUCCAGUUUCCCAUUAUUUCUGUCCUACUGAUUAUUUGUUGCCAUUAACACGUUCAGGGUGUUAAACUGAUGCAAAUAAAAGCCAUCGAGGCGUACGGUUAAGAAUCACAGACUGUCUGUUUUAGUCCCAGCUCAAUUGAAAUGCAGGGCUGAAGAGAUCCGUAGAAAGUCCGAUUUGCUCUCUGGAAAUAUCUGAGAACAUUGCAAGUGUGGCUGUUUUUUGCCUGAACCAAUCAACAUCAAACAAGUGAUUAAAUGCGGCAGAUGGGGCACUUCUGCUCCUCCUAAAAAGGCCUCUUGUGAAGGAACAUAACUAAGGUUUCUCUGUGAAUAUUGUUAUGAUGGAGUUUUUCCUGUGCUCAGACCAUAUUCAAUGUUUCAGCAUAGGCUGUUCUGAGCAUAUGUCACACUAAAAAUAGCCAUAGCAACAGAAAAUAAAGCGUACAUCAUAUGACAAUCGCGUCAUGAGUGUAAUCAUCAGAAAUACAACAUAUGAGAUGUAAAAGUCACAGUCUAAAUUUAUACAAAUUGAGAUAACAGUUGGCUUCAAGUAAUAUGCUGCAAUUUAAAGGCUCCGUCUAAGCACCAAAAACACUUCAGCUUAAAUGACAUAAAGCAUUGCUUUUCGUUUGAAACAAGCUCUAGAGCUGGCAUUUUUAUUUUUUUUUGUUCUCCAAAGGGCAUAUAUUUAAAGCUUCAUAGAAUCGGAGCUCUGCAUGAAGAAGAUAGGGGUAUUACAGUAACACUGUGCAUGUCACCAGUGACUGGCGGUCAUGCCCCCUUAAGAGUUGCCCAUGUGCAGAGUGCUUCUGAAUUGCCCCUGUGGACAGAAUAAAUUGAGUUUAUUGAAUGUUUGGAAAUUUGCUCAUAAUGAGCUUGUUGGAGACCUUUUUCUUUUGUCCCCAGAGGCAGGACAUGAAGAACAGGGGCCCAAAUUGUAAACUGAACGAUUGAGGACUGUUGGUAGUAUGACUCUGGGGUUUACAAAGGCACCAUCUACGUAACAAUGGCAUUCUUUAUUGUGUUUCAGUAUUGGAUGUGUUUGAUUGUUUGACAAUACGUCCACUCAUAGCAUUUUCUAACAUAAUCCUAGUAUAGAGUUUGGGAAAUAAAUGUAAUAUUUAAGGAAUUCUUUUAUUUUUAUUUUCAUGUAGAUUAUUAUUUUGGACUGCAGAUCCUACUCUUAAAGUGGUAUUACUCCAAAGGCAAAUAUUUUUUGCAAAAUUACUCUAGUUUCCCAUUAAAAUCAAUUUGGGCUGGAAUAGGCUCGUUAGGUCGAUUUGAAUAGCAGCUGAGGAUACAUUCUGUUUGGUCUGUCUGUAUUCAUCCAACACUUCCUUUUCACUAGAGUUCAUGUGUGAUUACUCGAUGAGAGUAGCUUUGUAAAUCAUUCUACAGCAGUAGUUCCCAACACAGUCCUCAAGUACCCCCUAACAGGCCAGGAUUUGGGGAUUACCCAGUUGUUUCUAAGUUGUUUUAAUAAAAAAAAAAAACACUUUAGACACAACAGGGUAAUCCCUAAAUCCUGGACUGGUAGAGGGGGAACUUGACGACUGGGUUGGGAACCCGUGUUCUACAGUAACAACCAAUGUUUUCCAAACAUGUUCUGUGCUUUCUUUCAGCCAUGUUUCCAAGAAACUGUACUGUGUAUGCGGACAGAGACGUGGCGGACAGAUGAGAUCUCUGUAUUGAUAACUUCCGUCAGUAAGUGAUCAUUGUCCGGGACCUCUAACCAAAACACAUGAUGGACCAGCACAAGGAUGAAAAUCCACACGUUUGGCCCACGACCGAGGAACACCAGGCUAAUGCUGCUCAGGUGAGGCAAUGCUAUGUUAUAAUGUUGCACAAAUUAUCCAUAUAUUGUGGCUAUAGGCAGCUUUCUGGAUAUUUUAAUAAUGUUUCCAAAUCCUCAUUCUCUCACACAGUGUUUAUUUUUACUUUGAUUAUCAGUAUGAAACAACGUAGGAGCAGGGCCGUCUGUGUGUGUAGGUUUCCAAAAUGUGGCUUUGUCAAUGUACGAUUUCAUUUUGUUUCUAUGCAUAUAUUUUACGGCAGGUGCAUUUUGUUCCUGAUGGAGGUGCUGUGGCACAGAUCGUGUACAGUGAUGAUCAGGAUCGACCACCACAGCAAGUGGUUUACACUGCAGAUGCAUCAUCAUUCACAUCUGUGGAUGCGUCCGAACAUACCUUGGUAUAUAUUCACCCAGUGGAUGGCUCCCAGGUAAGUGGAUCAGAAAGCUUAUCAUACAGGGUCAUCUACAGCCUAGAUUUUUGACAAGCUUUUUAUUUAGGAUGGGAGUUGAAGAGUAGAUGGGAUCUGUAAACGUCUCUUAAUCGUUUGUUUAAAGACCAGCUGCUAUGGUCGGGCAAAUCUAUAUUGCAUUUAUAUAUAGACAGAAUAUGUGCAAGGUGAAUUAAUUUGCUGUAAAUAAGUAUAUAUGUAUAGAGAGAGAACUGUAUUCAAUAUUGGAAGGCUUAAUUUGUACCUGUGUGCUGUCUGCAUAGCCAUAGCCAUCAAGUUGCAUAGCCAACUUGAUCCGUGUCUGCAAGUUGAGAACCUGUUUCCCCCAGUGCUAACUGCUCUGUCACAGAAUGCUGUGUGUGUGUGUGUGUGUGUGUGUGUAACUCACUAAACAAACCUAAACACAAAUGUCAAGAAAGUAUAAGAUUUAUAUAUCUCCUGGUGAUUUCACUAGCAUAAUAUAUAGACUGCAUUAUAAUUGUUAACCUGAACCAGACAUUAUCUGGACAAUAUAUACCUUUAUACGAGGCCUUUAUGUUGCUUUAUAAUGGACCCUUCCACUUAAAAACUGCCACUUUAUUUUAACAGUUCACUUUAUGUAGAGUUUGUUUUUAAAUGUUUUUAUCUUAAAUUUCUUUUUCUUUUCAAGACACUCUUUACUGACCAGCCGCAGGUGGCCUAUGUUCAGCAGGACGCUACCACACAGCAGGUAACACACAUGACAUAGAAACCUAAAUAUGACUUCAACAAAGGUGCAGUAUUAUAUAGAAACUAAUUAAUUCCAUUUGCAAUUAUAAUGCACUUUUUUCUGUGCUGUUACUUAAUUGCAAUUUAAAAAAAAAAAAUUACCUUCUUAUCUUUCUGGGUUGUGCUAUUGGUUAACCGGGGCUGCCAUCCGUAUGAGGUCACACCUUACUUUGUCACCUGUAUUAUAAUUAAGGAUGUGUUUAGCCAUAUCCAGGUUGUAGGGUCUGCAUGACUUUAAUAAAAUCAACUGAGAAGAUAUUAAAGUAAUGCAAGAAAAUGUUCGUUCUGGUGUCCGAGAAGCAUAUCACUCUUUCGCUUAUUGUCCUCAGAUUUUAAUUUCUAAACAUGCCACGUAGAAUGUGCACUCAAUACAGUCCCUAUGACAGUAAAUGUUAUGUAGAAUGUGCACUUAAAGGACCACUCUAGGCACCCAGACCACUUCAGCUUAAUGAAGUGGUCUGGGUGCCAGGUCCUUCUAGGGUUAACCCAUUUUUUUUAUAAACAUAGCAGUUUGAGAGAAACUGCUAUGUUUAUGAAUGGGUUAAGCCUUCCCCCUAUUUCCUCUAGUGGCUGUCUCAUUGACAGCCACUAGAAGCUCUUGCGUGCUUCUCACUGUGAUUUUCACAGUGAGAGCACGCAAGCGUCCAUAGGAAAGCAUUGUAAAUGCUUUCCUAUGCGACGGGCUGAAUGCGCGCAGCUCUUGCCGCGCGUGCGCAUUCAGCCCAGGAGGAGGAUCAGAGGAGGAGAGAAGGAGGAGAGCUCUCCGCCCAGCGCUGGAAAAAGGUAAGUUUUAACCCCUUUCCCCCUUCCAGAGCCGGGCGGGAGGGGGUCCCUGAGGGUGGGGGCACCCUCAGGGCACUAUAGUGCCAGGAAAACGAGUAUGUUUUCCUGGCACUAUAGUGGUCCUUUAAUGCAGUCCCUAUGGCAGUAUGUUUGGCGUUGCUGCCAUCAGUGCUUGUGGAGAAGUUUUAAGCUAUGGUGCUAUGGGUUUUCUGUCAACCAUGCACAUGAACAAAAAUGGUUUAAUCUAGUAGCAAUGAAAACAUUUACUGCUGAAUGUUUUAACAGAAAAAUGAGAAUGUUUUAAUAAAUUUCUGAUUCCCGAAUUGUAACAUCACGCUUAUGCUGUUGGUUUGCAGGUGACUGUUCUGUUGCCUGCUUCGCAGAGCAUGAAUACUGCCAAUUUAGCUGUCCUUAGUGGAGUCCCAGAGUCUGCGCAGACAAUGUCACUGGAGCCAGUAUCACAAGUGGACAGAGUACGCAGAACUUCGUAAUCCCUUCUGUGUUGUUGAUGUUUUUGGAGGGGGAGGAGAUCUUUCUUUCUUGAAAUGCUUGGUUCUUACAGUACUUUGAUGUAAUUUUGAUUAUUAUUUCAGUAGAGAUUUCUGUUUUUCCUUUUUAACGAUAUCAUUUAAAAAAAAAAAAAAUGCAUUAUACUCACUACCUGGCAUCGGGGAUGUUUCUCCCUUAAGUGUAGCUCAUGCAUGUUAAGAAUAAUGAUUUGACGGGGAAUCUAUUUAUUAUUGCAUUUUUCAGUGAUUUAUCUGUGUUUAGAGAAGAAAAGGGGAUGCAGACAUGUGUGGCUUCCUUGCUGCAGAUACGUUGUUGUUUCAAUCCUCCCUGUUUAAACUUCUUAUUUUUAAUUUAUUUUUCAUCUUUAUUAAGAAACCUGCAUGUGUACCAAGGCCAUAACCCUUGGCAGCGCUAUGUAGCCGAAGCUGGUACAACAUUUUCAGCUCUAAUGGAGUACAUAUUUCAAUUAUUCAUGGACUGUAUAACCCCAAACCUUGCAUUAUGAAUAUUUUUUUCAAGCAGAAGCACAUUUUUUUUUUUUUUCCCUACCAACCCAUGCUGUAUUGGCACACAUUAAUAAAAUGUGUUGGGUCAGACGCUCCUUUAACCCCAUAAGGACUGCGAACGUACUAGGUACGACUGACAAAAAACGGUCCUUAGGGGCCGUGGAUGUACCUAGUACGUCCGCUGGAAGCGAUCGGGAUAACUUCCAGCUGCUCAAAGGGUAUUGCAGCGAUGCCUCGAUGUCAAGGCUGAAAGUCCAAAGAAUUUAAUUUGCUAGUACUGUAUUUAACCCUGUAAUGUUCCUUAAAACCUGUACAUGGGGGGUACUGUUUUACUUGGGAGACUUCGCUGAACACAAAUAUUAGUGUUUUUAAAACAGGAGAACAUAUCACAGCGUCAUAAAGUGAAGUUUUUUGCAUUUUUCAUACACAAACGGCACUUUCACUGAUGAUAUCAUUGUUGUGAUAAGUUUUAGUGUUUUGAAUCACUAAUAUUUGUGUUUAGCAAAGUCUCCAGAGUAGAACAGUACCCCCCAUAUACUGGUUUUAUAGUGUUUUUGAAAGUUACAGGGUCAAAUAUAAGGCUUGAUUUUCUGUUUUUUAUCAUUGAAAUUUGCCAGAUUGGUUAUCUUGCCUUUGAGAGCAUAUGGUAGCUCAGGAAUGAGAACUAACCCCAUGAUGGCAUACCAUUUGCAAAAGAAGAAAACCCAAGGUAUUGCAAAUGGGGUAUAUUCAGUCUUUUUUAGUAGCCACUUAGUCACAAACACUGACCAAAGGUAGUGUUCAUAAUUGUUUUUGGCAUUUUUAACACACAAACCAAUAUAAAUGCUAACUUUGGCCAGUGUGUGUGACUAAGUGGCUACUAAAAAGACUGGACAUACCCUAUAUUGAAAACCCUGGGUUUUCUACUUUAAAAAAAAAUGUACAUGUGAGGUGUGAUUCAGAGAUUUAUGGCAGAUAACAGUGUUACAAUGUCUCUAUACAUUUUAAAAAUAUAUAUUUUGAAACAGCAAUGUCCUACCUGUACUUAUAGCCCUAUAACUUGCAAAAAAAAAACAUGUUAAGAUUGGGUAUUUCUAAACUCAGGACAAAAUUUUGAAACUAUUUAGCAUGGGUGUUUUUUGGCGAAUGUAGAUGCGUAACAGAUUUUGGGGGUCAAAGUUAGAAAAAAAAAACACAUUUUUCAUCAUAUUUUAUAAAAAAAAUUUUUUAUAGUAAAUUAUGUUAUGAUGGAAAUAGUAUCUUUAGAAAGACAAUUUGAUGGGGAGAAAUACUGUAUAUAAUAUGUGCGGGUAAAGUAAAUGAGUAAGAGGAAAAUUACAGCUAAACACAAACACAGCCCUGGUCCUUAAUGGUAAGAAAAUGGAAAACCGGUCUGGUCAUUAAGGGGUUAAUUGUUUACCUUCUCCUGUGUUUGGAUUUAGCAUUCAACAGAAUGCAUACUAGUAUUCUUUCAGAUUAUUAUAAAAGUUAUCGCAUAUAUCCAGUGGGUUAGAGUAGAACAGACCCAUAUUGAGCAUUUUUUUUUACAUUUUUAACAGUAAUUUAAUUCUAAAGACAUGUAUGUAGUUCAUGGUUUUUUUUUUUUUUUUUGUUCUAUUAUUUACUUUAAGGCAUCAUUAUCGGUGCAUGAUCAUGGCUUGCCUCCUAUGGAGGAAGCAGAAAGCUCAGCAAACAUGGAAACUCUGCAGCAUAGCCCCAAUGCUCAUUCAGAAGAAAAAGAUGAGGAUGACGAAGAAGAUGAUGAUGAGGAGGAGGAGGAGGAUGAUGAUGAAGAUGAUGAUGAAGAUGGUGAAGAUUCAAGUUUUGAUGAAUGGGAGGCAGACCCGCCACGUCCAUUUGAUCCAAAUGAUCUGUGUACGUUUCUAGACAUGUAGAAAUAUUAAUAGAUUUCUGUAUGUGAUGCUCCAGCUUAUAUUACUUGCUUAAAACGCUUUACCUUUAGGGGCAACUCGUUUUGAAAGGACACUCAAUGCACCAUAACCAGUUAAUCUCAUUGAAGUUAUGGCGCCCAGAGGCCACAGAUACUAUUCCACAGUUCAGUGUUGAACUUUUCUUAAUUAGUGUAACCAUGAAUGAGGGUCCCUCGGCACCCACAGACUGGCCCCUACUCUGCUGCUCUCAUCCUAUCACUGCAGCUAAUGGCUGGUAUGGAUUGAUAAUUGAUAUGCAGAGUUAUACUGCGCUUUAGCCAUACAACUAAAUAUAUAAAAAGUGGAACAGUCAACAUUUAGGUGAGAAUUCCCACACUAAAAAAUACAUUGUGCAAAUACUUAUGCAGCCAGUAGAUGGUGCCCAAUGUCAUCAAAUUAAAUUGUACAUGGAAGAAAAAAACUUUUAUAUAGAUAAUAGUGUAGAUCGUUUAACAAUUGUAAAAUAGAUACUGCUCUAGAUCGUCUGGUAAAUACAAUAAGUAAAAUUGACAGAACAAGUCCUUUUUAAAAAUUAUAAAUCAAUGAGCAUCAAAUGACUGACAUAAACAAAUAAUAACUUUAUUAUAUAACAUACAAUUUAAAAAAACGAUCUAAAUGAUCCACUGCCACUUAUAGGAUUUUAUCUGAGUAUACACGGAACACCAAGCUGCUAUUCACAAACACGCUUGAUCAAACAUGAGUUUUGGUCUCCCUCCAUGGGUGUCCCCAGGCUCGCAGUUGUUUAGUAUCUGGCGGCUUUGCAAGCUCUGCCCACUACUUGUGAUGUUGACGCAUUUCGCCGGUAUAAUUUUGCUUUCUCAAGACAUAAAGUGCUGUUAUUUUUAAUUUGGUAGCGCCUACACACCGUUGCACUUCUCUAUAAAGUGCUCAUACCAUCAGCAGGAUCCAGAACCAUGAGCAGCCAGUAACCCUCAUUUAAUGUCAUACUGAUUAUCCAGUAGUGUAUUUUCCAGACAAGUGAAAAAUCCCUAUACAUAAUUAUACAUAUUUAUUGAAAUUAUAUAUGUUGUUUGUUUUUUUUUUAAGGCAUUUUUUUAUGGAUCUAACAAAUGUUGAAAAUAAUUAUUAUAAACUGUAUCCAGUUGUGAUAUUUUUGAAAAUCAGUGUGUAAAUCUGGAAGUAUUGUAUAAAACAACAUUAAAGGUUUACUACAACCAAAACCUGUGUUUUUUAUAAAUCACUGUUUUUGGAUUGAGUAAACCUUGCAUGCAUCGCUCUUGCCUGCAAAAGGGGAAAAAAGAAAGGAAAGAAAUGAAGCAAAAAACAUGCCUUAGAUCCCAUGCCGCGGCUAGUUUCUCCUGCAGCCUAAUCCUCAUCCAGUGAUGUCACUCCACCUCACUGGGAUCUGUGCUGACGACAGACGCCCAGUAUGCACUGAAUUAAUAUCUCUCAACUCUCAUUCCUGGCUGGCUAGUGGUGCUACCGGUGGAUUUACACAUCUGAUACUAAUGUUCUCUAUCUUUGUAUGUGAAGCAUUUGAAACAGAAAUAAUCUGCACAUAAAGAUUCCAAACGCCAUGACCACUACGAAUUAAUGAAAUAGUCAUGAUAAUUUUCCUGUUUUUGUUUUUGCAGGGUGUGAGGAAUGCAAUAAUGCACAUCCCUCCGUUUGCCCUAAACACGGAGCCCUUCAUCCAAUCCCAAACCGCCCAGUCCUAACCAGGGCACGUGCCAGUCUUCCUCUAGUCCUAUAUAUUGACCGUUUCCUUGGCGGUGUCUACUCCAAGCGCCGUAUUCCCAAACGCACUCAGUUUGGCCCUUUGGAAGGUCCCCUUGUGAAAAAGAGUGAGCUGAAGGAUGGUUAUAUCCACCUAAAGGUAUGUUGUAGCACAAACUGUCCCAGUGGGAGGUUAUAAAGCAACUAGUAUUCUGUAUGAUGUUACAGAACCGAUAGCUUCAACGUUUCUUACCCUGAAGGGACAAAAAUUCCUGAUCUGGUAGAGAGAGUUUUAAACAUAAGCUGACACUUCUGUUUGUGAAAGUUAGACCAGCACUGCUUCAUAGACUGACAUCGAAAAUGUUUAAUAUUCUAUUAAUACACAACAUUGACAUAGAAAGCCCCUCAUUUAUUAGCACACAGAUUGUUAUGGUUUACUUUUACUUUGUGGCUGCAGUUUGUCUGAUGCUUCAAUAUGGUUCCCAGGUAUCGCUGAACAGCACAAACUCUGAUGGGAAUUUGCAUGAAGAUCUCUGGUUUGAACUGUCAGAGGAGAGUCUCUGUAACUGGAUGAUGUUUGUACGGCCAGCUAAAAAUCAUCUGGAGCAAAACCUAGUGGCUUAUCAGUAUGGCCAGCACAUCUACUACACCACAAUCAAGAAUGUGGAGCCAAAACAGGAGCUGAAGGUAUGGAAUAGAUUAUUUUAUUUAACUAGAACCUGAAAUAUGUGAAUAUGCAGUUAACUAAGCUGUAGAAAUCAUUGGAAUCUUUUUGCUCCUGUUGUUAUGUGUGUCUUGAAGCAGUUUCACACAGAAAUUGGUCUUUUCCAUCUCCAUUGAUAUUCACAUUUGAAGAACUGUUAUAUUUGACUAAUUAUCCAAAGUGGAAAUUUCUUUGGAAUUGUAUACAAAGAUUGAGGGACAGUUAGUACCUAAAUCUGUGAACAGAUUUCACACCCAGGUGAUCAAUGACCAAUUUUUAAAUCUGUUAUUAAAAGAUCAGCCUGUUGGUAAGUAUCUUGUUUUGACAGAAUUGACAGUCUGCUGCACUCAGGGUACUUAGUCAUGGUACAUGUGUAUUGUCACAUCUGUAACUUUUUUUUUUUAAAUAAUCAAAGCCAUGGCUAUGAAAGGUUUAAAACCAGAAAACAAUGCUCAUAAAAUAUUCAUGAAUAAAACACAUAAUCAUCAUAAGUUGAAGAGGUAAAUUUCAUGAAUUAGCUGCAGCAUUUGCAAAAAUAUUGUCAUAAGAUAUCAAAACAUCCGUGUAUCACCCUGACCUUCCAGAGUAGAAAAUAAAGAUCUCUGUAUUCUAAUGUAUGUGUGUAGGAGAAAGUGUCCUCAUAAAAGUAACAUUUUGUUGGAUCAAAUAAGCAGACGCAUAUACUUAAAUUAAUGGUUUUGUGGUCUUUGCACUGGGUCGUUACAAUAAUGUACAGGAUGCCAAGUGUGUGGUAUGCACUAAUGUGCGCAUAAUCAAAUGCAAGUAUUGGUGGUAAAUAUACUUCAUUUGUAAACCUGUGAUAUUUAUGUGGCAAACCCUGGUACUUCUGGUUAGAUUAAAUGGGUAUACCAGUGCCAGUUAAAUUUACUAUUUAUCAUGAUAUGUUAAAGAAACACUUUGCCAGCUUCCGGUCAUUACUAAAUUCCUAUGUCACUAUAAUCGUCUUCCAUUGCUUGAAUGGUUCCAUUAUAGCACAUGUUAACUCUCCUCUCAGGUUUGGUAUGCAGCCUCCUAUGCGGAAUUCGUCAAUGAGAAGAUCCAUGAUAUAUCCCAGGAAGAAAGAAGGGGUAAUGUAAUGCCUUUUAUUAGUGACUCUCUGAUUAUGUAUGUGCUUGUGUGAUGGCAGGGGCUGUAUAUUGUUAAUAUUUAAUGGAAUAGCUUCUAUAAAAGAGGGAAAGGGCACAGCAACUUGGCUUGAGGAGCCAGAACGGAAAAUGUACACUAGUCUGACUCACAUCUGAUUCUGUAAGUGUACCUGAGUCAGGUCUGUGAAUGAAACGGUUAUUUGCCUUUUUGCACCAUUUUGAAAUGGGCAAAACUGUGCACAGCUUAAACUAUAGUGGAAAAUGUGAAAUUAAUUUUAUUCAGCCGCCAAAAACUGUGAAAGGUUUCAUUUCUACAUUCAAAAGAAAAAAAUAAAUACAUUUCAAGGUAGUAGGGGGAGAAAAAAAAAACUUAAUUUAAAACAAAAAUAAGCCAAAACCCUGCAACUGCAGUUACCUACUCAAUGGCAAUGCUUCUUAGACAUUUUACUUUUCUGUUUUUCACCAGUUUAUAGGGUUGUUGUUAUAGCUUAAAAUUGUUUAUCUGUCUGCAAGAUUUUUUUAAUUUCCUUAAUCAAAAACAAAUUAUUUAUUUUUUUACUUCUGUACACAUAUGUGAGCAUAGUAUGGACUAUAUUACCAAUUUUUUUUGUUCUAUCUGUAGGAUCAUGUUCAUUUGUGAGAACUGUUACAAUUGUAGGGGAUCCAAAAAUAUGAUUAAACUGUCUAUAUCUACAACUAAAAAAACAUAAAUGUCUUAUUUGUAUUCGUUAUGAAGCUAGGAGUGCCUUGGUGUCUUCCCUCCCCUUCGUCAUUCUAAGUAUUCAUACAGUGUUUUAAUGAUUUGACUUCUUACCUGGGCUCCUCUCCCUUCCUGCACAGGAGAGGUGGAAGUACCUAAUCUGGAACUCAUUGGCUGAGUGUGUCAGCUGAUUUUAAAGUUGAGGGAAUUUUAGUCCUUUUUGUCACUUUGUUUGCUAAUAUAUCUAUGGCUUCUUUUGUUUUAGUUCUGCGGGAACAAGAAAAGAACUGGCCUUGUUAUGAAUGCAACCGCCGUUUCAUGAGCUCAGAACAGCUUCAGCUGCACCUUAAUACACACGACGAAAAAAUCGAUUUAUUUAGCAGGUAUAUAGAUAUAUUUACAACCUUAUUUUUUUCUCUUUUUAUUUUUAAAAAAAAUGUUUUUAUUUAAUUUUUCAAAGGUAAAAUUUACAAACGGAGUUUACCACUGUUUACUGCAAAUACAGGACAAUAACAAUGUGUAAAAUCCAGAAUCCACAUUUGAAAAAAAAUGUGAGUCAUAAUAAGUAAAAAUGUUUAACCCCUUAAGGACACGACAUGUGUGACAUGUCAUGAUUCCCUUUUAAUCCAGAAGUUUGGUCCUUAAGGGGUUAAUUUAAAGGAUGACAUUGGGCACAAUAUGCAUGAACAACAGGUUAGAGGUCAACUACCUGAUGUAGACAAAAGUAUGUCUGCAUUGCCACUGAUCUCCCUUGUGGAGAAAAUGGCUGUUUCCAUCUUCUCUACUAAGCUAAUGGAUCUCAUGAGUUUGCAGUUUGAAGCCCAGUGUGAUGUCAUUGUAUAGUGUUGAGACAAUGAUGGAGAAAGAAAAGAAGAGAGAGGGAUAGGCUGUAGGAUUUUGAGUACUUGGAUUGUUCAAAUGGGUGAAACUUGUAAUGUUGUCAUGUUAUCCAUGUAUUAGGACGUUUUUUUAAAUUAGAUAAUUAGAGUGAGGUUGUUCAUUAUUGGUGGUUAGUGUAGGUUUCCUGCAAAAACAAGUACAAAGUACAGGGUGCACAAUUAAAAACACCACCACACAAUGUUAUAUACUUGUAUCAAGGAGGACCUUACAAUUUGUGUCUGGUUUUCUGUAACACAUAAAACUGCACACAGUGUAAUACUGUAUAUAUACAGAUAUUUAAGGACACAGAGGUAAUGGGUCACUUAUUCUUCCCAGAGACACGUAUAGCAGGUUCUGGCUGUGAUGGCUUAUAAGCAGAUAAAGUUGCUGAAAUGAAUCCUGGAAUUCUGUUACUCCCAAAUAAUCAGGAAACUCGAAGGUUUUUCUCAAAUGGAUUUACUUCAAUAAAUUGCAGAAAACAGGAUAUAGCAACAGACAAUUAAAAAUGUCCAAAGUAAAAGCACAACGCGUUUCAACCAUAUAGGUCUUCCUCAGGUGCAAGGUCCUCCUUGAUAUAAGUAUAUCACAUUGUGUGGCGGUGUUUUUUAAUUGCGCACCCUGUACUUGUUUUUGCACUUUAUGUAGUGUCUUCUGAGUGAUUAUUGACACUAGGUUUGCUGCAUCUCUCACAAUUCAAUAGUGCCAAUCCACCAUAUCCAAUUGUUUUGUACUUUUGAUGAGUGUAGGUUUCCUACUUUUGCGUCUGUGUCCAGUAUCAGUAGUCUCCAAACUAUCAGAGUUUUGGUGGAGGUCACAUCUCCCCUAGUGUUUAAGGUGAUAUAUCUGGUACAUAUAUGUGUGUUUGUGAUGGUGUGUUCGGUCAAAGAGUGUCUAAUCUCUUCCAUGGAUCUAAUGAGUUCCACUCAGAAAACCAUUCCCAAAGUGGCGAUGAGAUGGUUUGCUUCCAUUAUUUAGGAAUAAGUGCUUUGGCUGCUUUCAGUAGAUGGCAUUCUAAAAAGUUAAUGUAUUUCUUCCUCGGUUUGGGUAAGUGGUGGAAGAAAACUUCAACAAAAAAAAAAUAACAAGGUUAGGGGAUAUUGGCAUGGUUAGCAAUGAUUGGGAGAAUUUCUUGCUAGUAAGACUAAAUUAAAAGACAUUCCCACCAUAGGUACCUUUGCACAAUCCAGAUCUCCAGCAAUGUUCUAAUACUUGAGGGAAGAUGUUAUAUAAUGUUAUUGGGCUUUUAUACCAUCUGGAGAGUAAUUUGAAAUUAAUUUCGAUUGAGAGGAUGUUAAUUAAAUUUGUGUAAAUAAGAAAAUAUUUUGUUCCAAUCCCAGUAUUUGGAGCAUCUAAUAUCUGACGCCCAUUCUCUGAUGAAAUGAGGCAAAGAGGGGCAGGUUUAUUCUUGUACGUGAGCAUAUAGCAUAGAAAGGGUAUUUUUGUGUAUUGUUGGUUUGGAGCUCCCCUGUUCGAAGGUGGAGCAGGUAGGUAGGGUGGUUUUUCCAAGUAGAGUAGUGACGGUUAGUUGAUCAUGAAGGUUAUCUAUGAAGGAUGGUGGUGUUUGGGCAGAUGUCUGAUAUGGAUUUAAUCGUGUUUCCAACAGAUAUGUUCUGCAGUGUUAUAAAUAGGAAGUAUGAAAGUGCUUGGCCAACACAGUCCCGGCUCCCCUGGAGGAGAGUUUGGGUUAUGAGUGAUUGGGGUCAAAGAGUGGGUGACUCGACUAUUUGGUUACUAUCGAAUUUUCUCCACAAUUGAAGAAGGGGAGUAACAGUGUGGUGGGAGUUCAUACAGAGUGUAGUGAUGGGACUGUUUGCCAUGGGAGUUAAGCCAAGGGAUAUUUGAUCCUAUUCUGUUGCAGGUCUUUCCAGUGCUUGGUGCUAUCUCUGUUGCAUCAUUCCAGUAUUCUAAGGAAUUGGGAGGAAAUAUAGGAUCUAAAGGGAUCAAGGAGACUGUCUUCCUUUGGAUUUUGGACUUAAUAAUAAUAUUUGGUCUUCUGCCAAACUAAAGUCUGUGAAGAGUCUAAUUUUUAAGACAAAGUAGUAGGAGGGUAUUUGAAUUGGUAGGGUUUGGUAAAGCUAUAGCACUCGAGGAAGGGCAUUUAUUUUAAUAAUGUUGACUCGACCCAUCCGUGAAAUGUGAGGUUAUCUAGAUAUAUUUACAUUCUGCAUUUUUAAUAAUAUCAAAUGUAGAAGGGGCGGGGCUAGCACCCAGACCCAGACAGACACCAUUUGCUGGAGCUCCUCUAAACAAACUUGAAUUUGUAUUAUAUUUACUUGUUUUUAUUAUUUUCUAGAAGUAUGUAUACAUUUUUAAUAGUUUCUUAAAUAAACAUAUAUUUUUUAUCCACCAUUGAAUUACACUCUGCGCAAGUGAUUCCAGGAAGGGGAAGUGUCACCCCUACUAACUGACACUAGGCUAAAAAUACUUAGAGCCAGUUACCACAGGCUCUAAAGAAGGUGAGCAAUUUUGUAUUUUAUUUACAUUGAUUUAUAUCGGUAUCUAAAAUACUACAUUUAGAUUGGGGAUAUCUGUGUCUUUUUUCCAUGCAACGUGGAGAGGAAUUACGCUCUUUUUUUCACCUUGAGAGACGGGUCGUGUGAUCUACCCUAAAAAGACACAGACACCUGGAAGUUUAGAGCCUUAUAACUGUAAAAGGCUCUAAAAAAUGUGAGUUUAUUUCAAUUCAUCAUUCACAACUAAAGGACUUUUUUUGGAUAUUUAUUUAACAUACUACACUAUUAUUUGUACUCUUUCUAUGUUUUCUAUUUUUUAUAUAUCACUAAGAAAACUAAAGCACAAUAUAUAGGGUAAGUGCGUGUGUUAGCACUGUCCUUUCACUGAAAAUUUCACUAUAUAUUUAGCGCUACACUCAUGAGGAACUGAAGAUCUGGGAGAUAUAAAUAUCCACCUAGAUCCAAAGUUUUCUCUGUUCUUUUUGGUGUUUAAUUAUGUAUGGUGGGUUAUAAGGAGUACCCACGGAGUGUAUAUAGCAGCUAAAACCACAAUUCACUAAUUAUAUAGCGCCACUAUUCCACAUCUUUUUGUGUUCAAACUUGAAAUCUGCCCGAUAUCAUCGAAACAAGAGCCCACCCAGCCUCAAAACUCACAAAAUCGGACUCUGCUGCCCGAGCUGAAAACAUAGAUGCCUUUCUUCUAGCCAAAAAAACAACCAAAGCGGCGACGCAAAAUCGAGACCUACCACCCUCUCCAGAUCCCCAGCCUUGCGUCACUCUUCUGUGGUGACCUCGUGGAGCGGCCGAAGGCGACCUCAACACACACAUCGCCUGACACACUCACCAUGGGCCGUAAAUCACAGAGACCCGUCACAGGGUCGGAUACCAGGGACAUUGGGGCGAUGCUCCAGAAGCCCAAACAAACCCUGGCUGGAGACCAACUGUACAUAGAACCAGAACCGUACAGCCACGAGAUGGAGGUACCACAACACCGCCCGGCGAAGAACCACGCCAGCGAACCCUUCGGAUGAUUCAGCCCCAACAACUAGGGGAGACCUGAAGGUCCUAUUGGCUGAUAUUCACAAGCUCCUGGCUGCAGAUUCAGCUGUAUUUAAAACACAGCUACAGGCCGUAACAGAGAGAGUCAAGGCCAUAGAGGAGGUUAUAGUGGACUCAGUCUACCAUGCAAACCAUGCAGGACUCUAUCCACCAAUUACAAGCGCACAAGACUAUCCUGAACGCAAAACUCAUAACCAUGGAGGAUAGACAACGCAGCGCAAAUAUCAAUAUAAGGGGUAUCCCUACAGCAAUAUCCGCGGGGGAACUGCCCUUCUACACCAGACGCCUCUUGACAUCUAUAUUACCUCCCACGCUGGCCCGCAAAAUCACAGUGGACAGUCUAUAUCGCAUCCCCAAUAUAACCAACACUAAUUCCAACCUGAACCGGGAUGUCAUCCUGCGCUUCCACUCAGUACAAGACAAUACACAUGUCAUGACAGCUGUGAAGGUGCAGAGCCCCCACUCCCGUUUGAAAAUGCCACCUUGAACUUUUUCCAGGAUCUUACAAAGGCAACGCUGCUGUGGAGGAAAACCUACGCACCGGUAACUUCCCAACUACGCACGGCAGGACAGCCAUACAGAUGGGGAACCGACAACUCUUUAACUGUCACGAAAGAAGGUACUACGCACGUCCUUCACACCAUGGCUGAUGCAACUUCUUUCCUGGGUAAAUUAGGACUACCCAUUCCAGCUGACAACCGGUCGCUACCUGAGAGUGCCAGAGACCCGGCCACCAUCACCCCCUUUGUCCCACGCACCAGAGGGACACCACAGACACCCAUGGCUCCACAACCUAGCCCACUUUAGAAGGCUCCGGCCUCGAGACACCCAGAGAGGACACUGAUGCACGAGGGAAACCUCGGACCAGGACACAAUGCAGUUACUAGAACUACCUUUUACCUUUACAUUUACUAUAACUUUUAUCUAUGUUUUCACAACUUAUCGUUUAAAGCAGUUUAACACGCUUAUCCUGACUACGAGCAAAUCACACCCCAGAUAAAACACUGGACACAACACCAGAGAGUCAGUGGGGCCACAACCUCCCUCCCCCCGCUACCCAUUGGUUAGGGGUAUCGCACAUACCAGCUUCCGCUACCAACAACAAACUUCAUUCCCGGACUUUGCUGACCCUUUAGUUAGCACCCGGAAAGGACAAAACGGCUCACGGGCACAGACCAAACUGGGAACCAACACCACUACAUAAGCUGAUACGUGUCACUUACCUCAACUCCAUGAACCACACACAUGACAUCCAUAAUGACACAAUGUUUUUCUUUGUUACAAGACUCCUGCAUAUUUGUCUACAUAACUUCUAACAUGUUAGCCUUGUAUACCAUUGUUCAAUGUUGGAAAAAAAAAAAUGAAAAUGUGCACGUUGCGAGACAUGCCUAAGCUAUAUAUGGCAUGAAUAAUAUACGAAUGUCUUUUGUCCGUCUUAUAUCUCUCAUGCACAUCCAAAAUAAAGAUAAGAAACAAAAAUCUCCUGUGAAACUGGUGUUUGACCAUAUUUUUUGAGAUGUGAUGAAAUUAUAUUUGCAAUGUCUUUGAAAUAUUCAGCAAAAUCCAUGGCUGUAUGAGGGAGGGGUUGUCAGAUUAUUUGGUAUUCAACUUCAAAUGCUUGGAACUUACUAUUGGAAUACACUUAAAUGCAAAGAGAAAGCACAACCUAAUUUGUACUGCCUUAGAAACUACCUUUUUAAUCAAAAUUGCAGUUACGAAAAUGUUUGUUCUCAAAGAGCAUAUCUUUAUGUAUGGAAGAAUUACACAGGGACAAUCACAGAAUUCAGUUUGUUGAUUUCACUUGUCCUCCGAAGAAUGCAGCCAUGAAAACUUUAAAAAUAGAUGUAAAGUUAAUACUAUAAAUGUCCCAACGCGUUUUGUCUGCUCCGUACUGACUUCCUCAGGGAAUGCAGACCUGUAAAUAAAUUUGCUUGUACUUUGUACCAACUUGUAACAAUUUAUCUACAAUCUAUAUCUAUCUAAGAUCUAACCGUAAUGUGUGUGCCAAGUUGCAUAUAGCUGCACAGUGAGUCCUCUAUUGCCAAUCAGGGCCAGUUUCAGCAAGUGAACCAUUGAUAUGAUCUCCAUGGACUAUAUGAUGGUAAUUCUUUAUUUUUCAGAACAAAGGGGAGAGGUCGGGGUCGAACGAAGAGAAAAUUUGGCCCUGGGAGAAGACCUGGACGGCCCCCAAAAUUUAUGCGAUUUGAUAACCACAGUGACAACCGUGAAAAGUGUGGCAUAGGAACACAGGUAACCAUGAAAGUGUUUUUAAAACAGAAUUGUAACAUGUACUUCCCCUCCCCCCCUCUCUCUAAAUUUUCUACAAAUGUAUUCCACACUCCCCGCUUCCCCAUGUGAAAUGCUUGAUCUUUCGGGUACAGCAAGAGCAUACCACUGCAAAUUAGCUAAAUUCUUGCAAUAUUUUAUGCAUUUGCACACUUAAAUAUGUGGUACUGUGAAAUGAAUGCCCUGGCAAGCAUUCAUUCAUUGGGCAUUACUCUGUAGAUGCCCAGAGGAUCAUGUGGGUUGAUGUUGUCUUGAGCACGCAAUUGCAGCAGAAGUAAAAAAAAAGGGACUCCCUAAGUGUGGAGAGACUUACUCUUUUAUAGAGAAUCACCUGAGAGUGGAAGAAUAGUCAACUCAGUGCGGCUUUUUUCUGUUUAGCUGUUCCUUUUUUGACUAUUUAAAUGUACUCUCCCUUUGUUUAUGUCCUGUAUGGUAUGUAGUUCUCAGCAGUGCCCUCUCUUUCUCAAAGGACCUACUUCAUUUCCCAAAUAAGACAUCACAGUACGAGGACUCUGACCACACGACUUUGAAUGGACUGGAUCAGCCAGAACUUACACUAGGUGGAACCACUCAAUGCGAACUGGAUCCACCACCCGAAAAUCAACUGCUGCAGCCUGUGUCCCAUGAAGCCAGCACCCCAUCCAUAUCCCAUAGCGUUUUAACUGCUGAAGACAUGCGACGGGCCAAGCGCAUACGGGUAAGAUCCCUUAAUUAGCAAUCUUGUCAUAUACAGCCCGGUGUGAGUGUGUUUGUUAAAUAUUUUGUCUCGUGCAAAAUUAGUGCAUGUAGUCAUGCUUCCCUUUUUUUUUUUUUAAACGUGUGAACUGUCUUUCUUAUAGACUACAGUUGGCAGUCUACUAAUCCUCGGGUGUAGAAAUGGUCAGAAUAUUUAUUUAGAACCAGGGUUGUUCAUUCAACCAGGGAUUGUGAAUAGUUCAGUAAGUGAUGGCAAAUAUUAGACAGAAAUUGCAUAAAAGUCCCUAGUGAACAUUUCAUAAUUCCCUUUUUAGUGAGUUUCUUGGAGAAGGGCAGAAUGCCAUCUAUCAUGCUCGGUUUUUGAAGGUGCAGUGAAUAAAAUUGGCAAGGAGUAUACAGUAUAUGGGCAGUGAAUGAAUACACAUGAAUCUUUAUACCCCUGCUGGAGUAUAAAACAAAAGGGCAGGGGUCCAGUAAUGAACUGCACAGACCAGUUCAUCCUGGCAAACCUUAAGUAUUCUUAUAAGGUUUCCACCAGCCUGCAGCAGGGCAGUGCUACUGCUUGGAACAAACAUUGCUAAUGGUGAUGUCUCUCUCUCUCUCCUCCUGCUCACCAUCCAGCUGGAGCUGCAGGUAGGUGUGAUUCCAUGUAAACUAUGCUUUCAUUGGUGGGAUCAUUAACCUCAGCCUGUCAAAUAAAAGAUAACUACUUUUGGGGUAAAGGACAUUUUAUGUUCGUUGCAACCUAUUUUUAACCCAUUUGUGUUCAGAUUAUUUACAUAUUUUAGUUGUGGUGAGUAAAGGCUUAAAUGUUGGCUUGCUGUCCACAGGUUGAACUGGGGUGCAUGCGCCUCAGUGCAUAAUAAGUUGUGUGUAAUGCAAACUGUGCUAAAAGUUCUGAGGAUCUAGACAUUGGCUAACAGUGUGACUGAUCCAGUAUAUGGCCUUAGUGGCGUUCUUGUCUUCUAUGGAUAUAGGAAACCUUCUUUUAUUGAAUCAUUAUAAUAUUGAAAUUCAUUGUGCAUGUUUGACACCUGUGCCUUGAUUAGCGUUAUCUGUUACAUCACACGUGUGUCUUGCAGAACGCUGCUUUGCAGCAUCUCUUUAUUCGCAAGUCGUUCCGGCCAUUUAAAUGCUUGCAAUGUGGAAAGGCGUUCAGAGAGAAGGAAAAACUGGAUCAGCAUCUUCGGUUCCAUGGCCGUGAUGGUAAUUGUCCCCUUACCUGCGAUAUCUGCAAUAAAGGCUUUAUCAGCAGCAGCUCUCUGGAGUCACACAUGAAGUACCAUUUGGACCAGAAGACGUAUUCAUGUAUCUUCUGCCCUGAAUCUUUCGAUCGCUUGGACAUGCUGAAAGAUCAUGUUGCUGUGCAUGUUAUCGAUGGCUGCUUCAGCUGUCCAACAUGUAAGAAACGUUUCUCUGAUUUUAUACAGGUGAGAAAAUGACAAUUAUUAACUCAAGUUUUCCUUUUAUUUCAAACUGAAUGAUGUUAAUUGAAUUAGAUAUGCAAUUUACACAUGUCUGCCUGUCUCUCUGUGUAUAUAUAAAUGUAUAACUACAUGUAUCUCACAAAUGGCGAUACUUUAUUUAAAAACUAUAUAUAUAUAUUGUCUAUAUGACUUACACUGAUCAGCCACAACAUUAAAAUCACUAACAGUUGAAGUGAAUUACAUUCAUUAUAUUGUUACAAUGGUACCUGUACAUUUGGAUUUGUACAGAAUAUUUGAUAGAGUCCUAACCUCAACAUCUGAGGAAAGGGAUUUAGGAGUAACUAUUUCAGAUGACUUAAAGGUAGGCAGACUAUGUAAUAGAGCAGCAGGAAAUGCUAGCAGAAUGCUUGGUUGUAUAGGGAGAGGUAUUAGCAGUAGAAAGAGGGAAGUGCUCAUGCCAUUGUACAGAACACUGGUGAGACCUCACUUGGAGUAUUGUACGCAGUACUGGAGACCGUAUCUUCAGAAGGAUAUUGAUACUUUAGAGAGAGUUCAGAGAAGGGCUUCUAAACUGGUUCAUGGAUUGCAGGAUAAAACUUACCAGGAAAGGUUAAAGGAUCUUCACAUGUAUAGCUUAGAGGAAAGACAAGACGGGGGGAUAUGAUAGAAAUAUUUAAAUACGUAAAUGGAAUCAACACAGUAAAGGACCUAGUCUUAAAUUAGAGGGGCAAAGGUUUAAAAAUAAUAUCAGGAAGUAUUACUUUACUGAGAGGGUAGUGGACGCAUGAAGUAGCCUUCCAGCUGAAGUGGUAGAGGUUAACACAGUGAAGGAGUUUAAGCAUGCGUGGGAUAGGCAUAAGGCUAUCCUAACUAUAAGAUAAGCCCAGGGACCUAAUGAGAGUAUAUAGACAAUUGGGCAGACUAGUUGGACCAAAUGGUUCUUAUCUGCCGUCACAUUGUAUGUUUCUAUGUAACAUUGACUGGUUAGGUAGCACAGAUUUGCUUUUUGCAAUAAAGUGCCAAAAUAUCAUACUUCUGUACAAGUUCCCUAACUCUGAAAUGUCCUGUCUCAGUCUCACCAUGACUAUUAUUUUCAGUAAUUGUGUCCACACAUUUUGUGUGUAAAUUUUAGUUUAGAUUCUCUGUGGCUGGCUUGUUUACCUGCGAUGAUAUAAUUUUCCUGACUAUCAGGUUAAAAAGCAUGUGCGCAGUUUCCACUCUGAGAAGAUCUAUCAGUGCACGGAAUGCGAUAAGGCUUUCUGUCGACCGGACAAGUUGCGUCUUCACAUGCUCAGGCAUUCGGAUCGCAAGGACUUCCUCUGCUCCACAUGUGGCAAACAAUUUAAGGUGAGUCGAUUUUCUGAGAACUCGACAUUAUCACAAAUGUCAUUUAUCCAUAUAAUGUUCAAUACUUACUUUGGGAUUUUGGGGGGUUUCUGCGUCUUUGAGACGUAUGCAGAUCCAUUAUCAUGAUUUGGAGUGUAUAAUAAAUAAAUGUCAUGUUUGAGUAAAUUUAUAAAUACGCUUAUUAUUUAUUAUUUAUUAUUUAUUAUUUAUCCAAGUUUGAGAACAAUAAUAUUCUCUUGAUAUUUCCAUGUGAUAGUGAGGUGCUAUUGGUCCUUUUUAAUUUACUUUGGACCUUUGUCAAUGAUCACAACACAAUUAAUUUUGUAUAUUCGCUAAUUUAUACCCUUCUGAAAUGCAUUAUCCAAGGAUAUUAAAAUGCUAUAAUUGUGUUUUGUUAUUGGUUGCAAGAUUGUAUUGGUCUGCGGAGAUGUAUAACGUGUGUAUGUGCGUUGUUUAGUGCUUUCUAUGACUCCAUAAAACAUGUAUGUAUUUAGGAAUUUUGUUGUUGUAAUUUUAUGAAUCCAGGGAUAAUGCCUGGUUGGGCGUUUGGUAUUAAAAUUGAAUAGUUUAGAUUUGUCCCAAUCAGACAUCCUAAAGAAUUUUCUUCUUCGCUAGCUUUGAGCAGUUGUUCAAAAUAGCAGUGAGGGCGUCUCAUAAGGAAGAUUAGUUUUUAUGUUUCUCUAACGGACAAUUGAACACUGUUGGCAAUAAAUGUAUUUUAAUAUUGGAGUUUGUUAUCAACAAGGACUCAAGCUGAAUAAUGUUUCCCCCAGAUUUUUAUGAAUACAUUUGCCAUUUUUUUAUCAGAGGAAGGACAAGUUGCGAGAACACAUGCAACGCAUGCACAAUCCAGAGAGAGAAGCCAAGAAAGCUGAUCGCACGGGACGCACAAAGACUUUCAAACCACGUCUAGCCUCCACGGACUAUGAAAGCUUCAUGUUUAAGUGCCGUGUGUGUAUGAUGGGCUUUAGGAGACGCGGCAUGCUGGUAAUAACAAUGGAGUUACGGUGUAUAGGGCGCUGCAUGCUCUGGGUUUCCGCAGUUACCUUUUCUCUAAUACAUCCUCUCCUCUAGGUUAAUCAUUUGUCAAAGAGACACCCGGAAAUGAAGAUUGAGGAGGUUCCUGAGCUGACCUUGCCCAUUAUCAAACCCAACCGUGACUAUUACUGCCAAUACUGUGAAAAGGUGUGUAAUGGUGCACAAACCAGGAUUUGUUUCCAGAAGGUGACACAAUACCAUCUGUCAAUAAUUACCAGCAUCCUUGUGUUACAUUCUGGGCAAUGAUGCAUCAAGUCAAUACUCAAAUGAUUUUUCUAUAUUGCACAUCAGUUGGUGCUCUGCUUCUGUGCACACUGGCCUCUUAGGAUGUGUGUUAUUUUUUUUAUUUUUUUAUAUUAAAUCACAAUCUUAUUUCUCUUCCAAUUAUAUUCUUUUUAACUUUUGUGUUCAAGACAGAACACACAUUAGUAGCUGCUUUUGUAAAUUAGGGAAAUGUUUGUGCCCGCUCAUAGCUGAUCGGUUACACCAUGAGAGUGUUAUUGGUUUUGGGAGAUAAUUUGUGCAAUUACAAGGAAAAAAAGGAGCUAGGGGUAGCAACACAAUUUUGAUAUGUACAGUGAUAUAUGCAGUAUGAGUCCAAAAUGGUAAAACAAGUCCAAGAGAUAAUGUAGAUAUGCACUUAUCAGAAGUAUUUAUAUAACAAGUGUCUGGGUAAUUCCUCAAUGGGCGUAGCAGGGUGGGUUCAGCAGUGGAGUCCGUAUGAAACAACAGAAAGGAAUAAUAAAGUAGUAUGUUCUUACAGGGGAAAAUAAAAGGAAAACUAUAUAGUCCUACUUACGUUUUAUGGAGCUGGAACUAGCUCCAGUAUGAAUGGCAUACAGUGGUACAAUCCCCACUUGCAAGGAUACGUGAGAAUCAAGUCUUUGUAGUAGGUGGACCAUAAAAAGAAAAAACAAUAAUGCUCAAUGAAUAAAAUGCCAGGAGUAAGGAUAUAUGGAAAUGUACUCACAUAUGCCAGAGCAGACAGACUGCUCUAUGGAUCAGGCGUGGGUGGUAUAAUCCCUACCAAGGAUGUCUUUGGAGUAGUACUCACUGGAGAUAAAAAUCAGGUGCCAGGCAGUAUGAGGUAAAAUAAAAUCCAAAUAAACUAGUGAUAAUAAAAAUGUAGAAAAAUUAGUAAAAUGGCACACUCUAGUAAAGUAUAAAAUAAGCCAAUGUACCUUUAUUCAUACAAUAAUACAACACAAGUUAAAACAACAUAAAUAGUAACCACAACGAGUUUCGCCUCUAGGGCUUCUUCAAGUGGAGAUAAAAAGGAAUCAUUUGACAUAUGAGGGUUUAAAUAGGGGAAUGAGGGAUUGUCAAUGCUGGCAGGGGGAGGAGCUAAAACAUUUUUUAUUUUUUUAUUUAAACAUACAAAAUAGUUCUGGGUAGAUAUACCAUAUAUACUCGAGUAUAAGCCGAGUUUUUCGGCACAUUUUUUGUGUUGAAAAAGCCCCCCUCGGCUUAUACUCGAGUCACUGUCAUUGCCAUAAUACAGACCAGGACCGCCAGGCUCAUUAUAAACCCGGCGGUCCUGUUGGGGGCCGGAGCAAGCUGCUACUUACCUUUUGUAGCAGCUCCGUUCAGCUCCCCCGUUCAGCUCACAGUGUAAGUCUCGCGAGACCUGCGGCCGUCAGAGCAUUGCCACGCUCUGACGGCCGCAGGUCUCGCGAGACUUACACUGUGAGCUGAAUGGGGGAGCUAAACGGAGCUGCUACAAAGGUAAGGAACAGCUUGCUCCUGGCCCCCCCCCCCUGCACAGCCCAUGCCACUGUACCAUCAGGGAAUGAGAGAGCCCACCUCCCUGGUCAGGUAACAAGCAGGGGGGGACAAAAAAAUAAAAUGAAACGAAUAAUAAAAUAAUAUUAAAAUAAUAAUAAAAUAUUAAAAAAAUAUAUAUUAAAAUAAUAAAAAUGCUCUCCCCCACCCAGUUUACACACACACUACACACACACACACACACACACACACUCUCUGCAUUGACACAAACACACACUCUGCAUUAUAUACACAGUAUACACAGAGUGUGUGUUUGUAUGUGUGUGUGAGUGUGUGUAAAUAAUGCACACACUCAUACAAACACACACUGCAUUCAUUAUAUACACACACUGUAAAUAAAUAUUAAAUUAAUGUAAUUUUAUUGGGAUCUAAUUUUAUUUAGAAUUUUACCAGUAACUACUGCAUUUCCCACCCUAAGCUUAUACUAGAGUCAAUAAGUUUUCCCAGUUUUUGGGGGUAAAAUUAGGGGUCUCAACUUAUAUUCGGGUCGACUUAUACUCGAGUAUUUACUAAAUAAUGAAUAAUUUUUAAACCGGCAAAUAGCCUUAGGUAGAGACCUUACCAUGGGCUGGAUAAUAAAAAUAAUAUUAUGGAAUAGGGAAAGUGGAGGGGAUUAGAAAAUAUAGCAAUAUAGGUAAAACAUCUUUAGAGUCCAGAACUGACGUUCUAAUAUAUGUAUAACUGUAUAAAAUGGUAUAUUUGUCUUUUACAUUGUAUUAGUAUAUAAACAUAAAAUAAAUUUUUUAGACAUGGUAUACUAGGCUAAACGUGAAUAAUUUUAAGAUCAAAAAUAAAAUAUAGAUAAAUACAAUGAAAAUAAAUACAUAUGUACAUAAAUACAGAUCGUAAAAAUGAAUAAAAAUAAAUAUAGAAAUGGGAAUUCUCUCCAUAAAAUAUUUGAAAAAGUAUAUUUUAUAAAAAAAAAUUAGGAAAUUUAAAAAGGUCAAAGUCUACAUUUAAUCCAUUUGGGGCAAGGGUUUUUAAGAGAUAGACCCAAUACAUUUCUUUUUGACAUCGCCACCUCUCCAGGAAACUUUACAUUUCUGGAUGUAUAGUGUUUUUAUCAUGGAUUAGAAAGUGUUUUGAUACUGAAUGAUUUGGGUAUCCUCUGAUUAUAUUUGGACAGUGUUGAGCUAGUCUGGUUACAAGUAAUAUUCUCUUGGCUUCCAUGGUGAUUGUUCCUCAUUUAUAAGUUUGUCUCAGGAUGGCUCAUUUUACAGACCCCUGGAUGUCUCCUGGUAGCCAGUCAGUCUCAGCAGAAUACAUUGUUCCUGUUUUUUCCUUAAUGCAAUAAAUGGUUUUGGAUUUAACAGGUUUACAAGAGUGCUAGCAAGCGCAAAGCACAUAUCCUGAAAAACCACCCUGGAGCAGAACUCCCUCCGAGCAUCCGUAAGCUCCGACCUGCAGGUCCUGGAGAGCCUGAUCCUAUGCUCAGCACCCACACUCAGCUAACAGGAACUAUAGCUACCCCGCCGGUGUGCUGUCUCCACUGCUCCAAGCAAUACAGCAGCAAGGUACAAUGGAUUCCCCUUCCUGGCUCUGGUGCAUAGGGGUUAAUCCGGUCAGGCACGGCUGCAGUGCUGUUGAUAUUCUGUAAAUGUUGUAUUAAUCCAAGUGUACUUGAUGUAAACCAUUGGAAUGCAUUUGCUGGUAUCAGGAGUUCCAAUAAGCUGAAUACUCCAUGUAUUAUAGAGCACAUAAUAUUGUAUUGUAUUGUAUUGUUGCUUGUAACGCCCAGUAUCUUUGGGUCCUUUCAUCAUGUUACCCAGCAAAAACAGUGCUCUAUCAGUUUGUGCACAGCAUCAGAAGAGAAACUGAAUAGGUCUAAUAAACGGAAGAAACUACGUAGGUUGUGCUGUGUAAAAAAAAAAAUGCCAAGAGCAAAGUUUUCCUUUUUUUUAUUUUUUUAUUUUUUUUUACAUUGAGAAAGCAGCUAGAACCAGCUGUAAAAGUAUUGUUCAUUUUAAGUCUUCCAAUCACAGAUAGUAUGUUUCCUAUAUUCACAUUAAAGGUAAUUAAAUAGCUUUCUUUAAACAGUUGAAUGGUAAUACAUUCCAAAAUGUUUACUUAUAGCUCUAAAUUCUGAAUAUAUUCUAGACAGUAUUGUAAAAAGAAAACUAAACUGAUACUGAACUGGAAAAAGCUUGAUAUUUACAACAUAAUCUAUUACACUAUUUUAGGAAUAGAAGGAAAAAUAUAAAAUAGUCAGCUAAACAUAAAAGGAAACUGUAGGGGGUGGAGAAGGACCUUCAGGCAUUGUAUAGAUUAAAAAAGAAGCUGGAGGAACCAUGGACAGCAAUAACUGAUAUUGAAGUUAAGAUUUGUGUUUUUGAUCAAUGAGAGUUAGAAGUCUGAAGAAUCAUAGUGCAUCCAUAAAGCUUUAAAUCGGGUGAACAGAAACUAAAUGUGUACCUGUUCUUUUUUUGUUUUGUUUCUUUUCCCUUCCCUAAUAAUGAUUGUCAUUAGACAAAGAUGGUCCAACACAUAAGGAAAAAACAUCCGCAAUAUUCUAUGCUGCCAGUAACAUCACAGCCAUCUGUAAUCAGUACAGCCCCAGCUGUUCUUACCGCUGAUGGCACCAACGGAGAAACGGUGAUGGUGAGUAGCAACGCUAGUGAUCAUUCUUGCAGUGGUUGGCUUUCCUGAUGUCCAGUAAUUGUUUUUAUGUAUGUAUAUGUAAAUGUGUGUGUAUAUAUGUUUUACAUGUCAGCAACCUAAAUCAUUCUAUUUUUUUGUUUCUUUAUAGCUGUAAUAUAGUACACUGGUAGUACUGCUAUAAAGAGUAUUAAAAUGCUAGCGUUAAGUGAGCCUGAAAUCACUCCCAUAUACACAAAUUGCCGUUUUGUCGGCGGAGGAGGAGCACGAUCCAGCACCGAGUGAUAUCGGUGCUGAAAUCGAAUGAGUGAAAAAAAUUAAAUUCUAUUAACUCUUUAUUUGCCAUUGAGGGGCACUGCUUUUAGAGUGACACUAGUGUUAGGAACACAGGUUUAUAUUCCUAACACUAUCGUGCUACCAUUAAUUGCUAAAAUAUAUUGUGUUAUUUUGUAACUCAUAAAAUGUGUAGCAAAAUCAUAUCUAUUUAUUUAUUAACCUCGUAAUUCAGGAAAAAAUGAUCUAUAUAUAAAGGUAGUCUGUACCUAUUAACUCCUAAUUCUCUCCUGGUCCUGUAGACGACUGAUUUGCUGACACAAGCGAUGACAGAGUUAUCACAAACACUGACAACAGAAUACCGUACAGUGCAGAGUGACUAUCAACGCAUACAGUACAUCCCAAUUUCUCAGGCCACGGCUGGGAUGCAGCAACCACAGCACAUCCAGCUCCAGGUGGUGCAAGUAGCGCAGGUAAGAGCAUGUUCUGUAACGUGGGUGAUUGUUUCUAAAGUGACCCUACAUUUUCAAGAAUAGCAGAUCUUCCGAACGCUUUGUUGCCUGUAACAAAAAUUCUAAAUAUCCCUCUCUUUUCAGGCACCCUCCCCUCACCAGUCCCAGCAUUCAACGGUGGACAUUGGGCAGCUUCACGAGACGCAGGGCUAUACCCAGCAUGCCAUUCAGGUACAACAUAUCCAGGUGGCUGAACAAGCGUCCAGUACCCAGGCACCUUCUCAGGUAAACUGGUGUUUACUCCAUCAUCUUGAGAGGGCAAAUAUACGCUGCAAUACAGUUUUUAAGAAUGUACAGCUUGAAAGGCCUCACUCAUGCUUGAUUUGCAGUUGGGAUGUUUUGGUUGUGUGAUGCUAAGGAAUAAUGCUACCACAUUAAGUGCUGAAACUCCUUACAUAACGUAGCAUGUGACUAUGCACCCAUUGUUGAAGCUGAUGGAAAGUUUCUUAUUGUGACUGCAGGUAGCAGGACGUCCUCUAAGUCCCACGUCACAGGAAGCAGAGCAAGGUGUCAGCCCAUCCCAAAUGCAGACUCAAGCCUCUCAAACACAGACAAACAACACUGUGCAGCACACCUACUUGCCAAGCGGCUGGAACCCAUACUGUAAGUCUUUGGUUGUAUGGUUUUAAAUACACAUCGCUGGAAUAAAAAAAAGUGUAUAAAUAAUUCUUUAAAAUAGUGAAUACCUUGACAUAGCCAGUGGGAGCAAAAUUUAUUGCCAGCUUUACCCAACAGCUUCUCUCAUGUUUGCUUGGUGGGAUCUGUGUUUCAGGUAUGUGCAGAAAUACAAUUAAGCUAUUCUUGGAGAAGGCUGAUGUCACUAGCUUUUAUUUUGUACUAGGCACUUAUUCUCAGAAUAGCUGUAAUGGUAACUGUGGUGCUUUUACACUGGGUGUAUUUAGAACAUUGAAGCACUAUAAAUUGUGGAGAUUUUGCAGUUUGUAUUGAUUUACAUUGUGUAAGGUUAUUCAUGUUAACCUUGUGCUUAUAGUGGAUGUGACACCAAACUACAUUGAAGAGCACAGUUUCGUCCAAGUAAGCAAUAGAGAUGCUAAACAAUGCGUAAUUUUAUUUGUAUUCUUUCCAGUCCAUGGCCAAAAGUAAGUACCUACAGUGCAUUAAUAACAUUCUGUUAUUGCAUGCAUUGCAAUAGACAUUGUGAUGAAUUUUCACAGUAAAAAACGGUUUACCUGCCAGAUGCAAUUACCUCUAUUUACAAUAAAAUACUAAAGUCUCUAUUAUUGACAAAUUAUGGUCUGCUGAUGAAUUAGCUUCCUCAUCUCGCCUUUUCUGAUUUUACAGCCUCUGAGAUUCAAAUGAUGUUACCCCAAGGGCAAUAUGUGAUUGCAGAGGCCGCAGUGGGCACACCAGUUACUCCUAUUACCAGUAGUCAGGUGAAAGCAGUUACUCAGGUAAGGACUGUACUGAAUGGAAGAGAAGACUGAUUAUUAGAAUUGUUUUUUGUGAGUGUUUCCCUGUGUAAACCAUCGGCGAGACUGCUUGGAAGAUGAAGAUAUGAGUGCUGUAAUCGAACCAGUCUGAGCAAAAAAAUGAAAUUUGACCCUAACCUACUGUGAGUGUCCCUCAUAGAUCUGUAUUCAGCAUGAAUGGUGGGCCUCUCUCCGCUCAGAAUCCAUAAACACAACAGAGUCUGUUCUUUGUUUAUAAAUUGCUAUAAUAGGAAGAAAACAUACCUGCAUACAAACAUAUAUAUUAAUUGUCAUGUACAUUUCCAUGUGUGAGUAAUUACCUGCUUGAGUGUUGGAUACAUAUGAAAGUGUUGUUGAGACGAUUAAAGUAGCAAUCAGUAGGUUUAUUCUCAGAACCAUAUGUAAAUGGUUUUUACAAUACAAUCGGUUAAUAUAAUAGAAGAUAUCAGAAUCGAGAGCAUUUUUCAGACCAUAUUAUAUAAUUUGUGUCUGCUUUAAGUCUCUUAUCCAUGUUUCUAUUUCUGCUUAAUGAUUGUAAUUUUUCUAGUGCAAUAUUAUACUGUUUGCUAUCUCCCUUCAGACACACUAUGUGAUCUCUGACGGGCAGAAUGACCUAGAAAUGAAGAAGAAUGCUGUUUUAACAGAAGAUGUUCCAACAAACGCAGAUCAAAUCGAGCAGCAUUUGGCCAAUCCAUCUCAGACAACACAGUACAUUAUCACCACGACCACCAACAUGAACGGUAGCAGCGAGGUGCAUAUUAGCAAGCCCUGAGAGAGGCCAACGGUGGCUGAGAAACACUGUAUAGACUGCAAGCACCUCUGUUCAUAGAGGAAUCCUGAGUGGGAAAAGAUUGUGGCCACUCCGGACCAACCUACUGGGAUCCCAUACAGAAUCUUACUAAAAAAUAUCCGAAUGGCAAGGCAACAGGCAGUACCAAGUGAUCACAGGAACUAGCUCAAAACUGUUAGAACCAUCUUACAAUAAAAAGCGUUUUCUCCUGGUUCCAUGAUGCAUGGGAUUGUCAUUGAAAAUGUCACCAUCUUGGCAUAAGGGCACGUUUCAGAAGGUACCCAAGUGUUAAGAGCUUCUAAAGUUGGUGCAAAGCAUGGUGGCACCUUGCUAAUUAAUACCUUUUAUUUAAUACCCCUAUAAUCUGCCAUCCUACAUACUGCAGAAAGAUAAUUUAUCACCUCUAUUUCUACUACUGUUAACGACACUAGGUAGAAGAUAGAUUUAAGUGUCUGCAUUCCAUUAAUGUUUUUUUAAAUUGAAGUCAUCCAUGACAUCUGAUCAGAUUUUCCAAGAUUAAAUGUGUAGCUGAGUCACAGGGAAUAUGUGAAUAUUUUUAUUUGUGUUUGUGCAGCACACAAGGCAUGCCCAAGAGACAAGGACAUUUUGACAACUGAUUGUUAGAUUCUUGGUGUAUAGAUGAACUUGUGUAUUAUUUUCAAAAGUAGAUUUUAAACUUGUAAUGUAUUUGCUCAUAAAUGAUUUACAGCGAGCCAUGUUUACACCCGACAGAGGUUUCAAUUAGUCACCACUUACAUUCUAAAUAAUAUUGGUUAUCAGGAGUGCCUGAGUGAGUGAAAAAAAAGCUAGAUGGUAAAGUCAGACCUAUUCUUUGUAACACCCAUUUUAAAGCAUUGCAUAAAAUCCUACAAAAUCUGACACAACUGGCUCAACCAAAUUAGAGUAUUCUACCGUUUCACUGUGCACUGACUACUACUUUUCAGUCUAGUUCUAAUAUUCAGUGUGAGUGCGCCACAGGCAGUGUACUGCACUGCGGGUGAGAUGCCAUUAUUGCGAUUUAACAAACCUAUUCAUUUUUGUUCUAUAUAUAGAUAUAUUUUGAUGAGCAAGCAGCCAGAGGCAGUGACAUGAGGACUGUCACCCCUUACUUUAUUGUGAAAAUGAUUUUUAUUGUUAUUCCUGUACAAUCAAACAUUUUUUCAUUCCUGACUUUUUUACUAGAACAUUUUAUGCCCACAGUCAAAUCCCAGUUCAUUGGUUAAUAUAAGGAACAUUAAAGCAUGUUGUGAGGCUACAAUAACUAGGAGCCACCCAUGUGUGGGGGGAGAAAAUUGCAAAAGGGUGAUGGAAUCCUUUUCUCUGACAUUUAAAAAACAUUCUUUCAAUUAUGUGGAUGUGAGAGUAGGGCUGGUUUUGAAAGCAAGGUGCAGAUUACAGAAUAUUUGCCUCCUUUAAAAAAAUAAAAUAAAAAAAAAACAUGCCCAAAAACGUUAAAGUUUAAAUGAUAAAACCACAUUUAUCUGUUAUUGUUGCUGUUUUUUUUUGUUUUGUUUUUUUAUUCUGGCAGUUAACUAUAUCAAUUUUAACUUAUUCCAGAUCCUGCAGUCAAGAUCUGACAUUAAUUGUGGAUUUUCUGUGACUGUGUGACUGUGUUUCUGUGGUGGGGGGAGGGGAUGGGGGUUAUAUUAUUAUUUUGAUAGAUUUUUUUAUUUUUUUUAUUUUUUUUUUAUUUUUAUUUUUUUAAAUGUGGUACACCUUAAACCUGAUUAUUACUGCAGUAACUUGCAUUACAGAAUCCUAUUCAGGCACCAUUUUAAUAAAUUUGCUUAGUAAUUGUAUUUGCAGACUUAUUGAAUGUUUGUGUAACCCUUAGUGUGACACAUUGUUGUAAUGGCUCUUUCCAGCUCAGUUUUAGGUUUACCAGUUUCUCUAUAUUUUCCUGACCUAGGCACAUAAAAAAACGCAUUUAUGCUCCCAAGAAAUAAAUGGUAAUUCCUUAGCAUACUUAAACUGCAGGUAAACCAAAAACAAUUAUCGAAUCAAUGCAGCUCAUUGAUUAAUUUGGCACUCUGAGCUAGAAUUGGCCAAUUUUUAUUUAUUAGAAAUGUAAAAAAACAACCAAGUGGAGUGAUUAGAAUUCUAUGAACUCUGGGCUUAGUAUCUCCGUUCUGCUCCUAGCGUUUCUGGGAAUUUUAGUUCAGUUAACUACUAGCUAAACUAAGUAGUACACAAACAAAAAUUCACUAUAUGCUCUAAAACACAAAUACACCCUUUAAGGAAAAAAGUGUUCCCUUUAAGACACUCAGAAUGAAGUAGAAACAGAUAAAAGGGCUAAAACAUGUAUUCUAAAACCACCAAAUAAAGUGAUGAAUAAAAGUUAUGUACAACCUGAUAAAUGAUCACAAAAUUUUCUGCAAAUAAAUAUAUAUGGCGCAGUAUGUUCAAUAUAAAUAUCAGGUGGUAGAGAAAACACUAGAUAGGUGUAGAAUCAAGCAUUGUACAUAACCUUUAUUAUUUACUUUAUUUGGUUGUUUUGUAAUAUAUGUUUUAGCCCUUUUUGGUCAUUUUUUUGUCAUUUUUUUCUGUUUCUACUAGCUAAACUAAAACUCCCAAAAAGCUUUGCUGUCCUUCCAGAUACCAUGCUCACUUGUGUUAUUAUAUAUUGCAGGUUAGGAGACGAGAGGGGUGUAAACUAAGCUGGGUGCAAAUACAGAAACCUUCAAGUGGGAAGUAUUUUAGAACGGGGAUGUUUAACAUGGGCAGGGUCGGGUUAACAUGCAGAAUUCUGCAUAACACCCCGCACCCCUCCAAAAACAAACAACAAAACAGGAUAUAAAAUGGAGUAUCCAUAAAAAUACACGUAAUAUUUUGGGCCAAAAACUAUAAAAUACAUAAGUUAUGUUGAUGCAUUUAGUAUCCCUUUUCAUAUUUUGUACACUUCACAUCCUGUUUUUAAGAAGAUCUACCCUUUUCAAAGAGGGUAUGUGUUUUAUUCUGGAACACUUUCUCUUUGCUAAUUUCACAGGGCCAGCGUCCUGUCUAGUACCCCCUUAAUCUUGCUACUCACAGGGCUGCUAAUUCUGGGGUGAGAUAGCAUGUGGCUCCAGUGAUAUUAAUAUUCGACAGGUUCUGCACAAUCACAUCUAUUCUGAGAUUGUGAUACACAGAAAUUCAAAGAAUAAAAGACAUAUAAAAGCAUUCUUCCAUAUUGUUUGUCCUCUUACUGCUCACAGCAAGCAAUAAGAGCUCUCUCUAAACUCCUUUAAUAGUAUCUCAUUGAGAAGAGUUGCUGCUUCCUCAAUGGUAUUUAAAUAGUUUAUUAAGAAAAAUAAUUUGUUAGAUCAUACUGUUUUCACUUUUAUCUUCAAAAUGUCACUUCCUAAUUUAAGCAAUAGAUAUUUUACACAUGGCAGCAUUUGCCAUGUUAAGUUUUCUGGUCUUCACAUCCCACUGUAAAGAGCAUUAUGGGAUAUGUAGUCUAUAGCAUCAGAAUUGGAGAGAUUGAUCUAAAUUAAGAAAGGUUAUCAGAUGUUUCCUUUAACUGGGAAAUAUGGAAAAUAUAUCAAUAUAACAGGGCUGUUGUUAGAUAUCUGUCCUGAAUGAUGUGCAUUUUAGAAGUUCCCUUAAAGGGGAGAUUUGGAUCACUUAAUGCUAGGUGAAAGAACACGCACUAAUUUGGCCAAUCUUAGACAUGAACACUCGCUGAUUCUGUGCUGGAUUUCAUUUAUAUUAGUUGUCGUUUGAGCAAGUGGCUGCUUUAAUUCGAGUUUUAUCUUCCAGUUUAAUAUUCCGAUUUAUUUAUAGAUUUAUAGAUAUUUUUUUCAAGGAGAUCAGCAUGUCUGUAUAAAUACACAUGUUGUGAAAAGCAUUCCUUAAGAGUCUGGGCAGUUACAUAAAUAAUUAAAUGAUGAAACAUAGUUUAUUCAGAACAACUCUGGGUUAGAAUUCUGAAAACUGAGCAAUCCCCCCAACAUUUCUGAUUGCUCGUAUGUAGUACAAGAAUACCCCAGAAUUAUGUUUAAAAAUAUAUCUAUAUAUAUCUUUCCCAUAUUGGGCUGUACCUUGCACCAAAUCACAGCUUAUCUGCAACAAAAAAAAGACUUGCAGGCCUGAACAGUUAAGUGUGGUGAGCCACAGUAAAGAUCUUUAACAAACGUGUUGAACGUGACAGAGUUGGGGUAAAUUGGCUAAAUUAUAGGCAAUUGCAGCCAUCACAGACUGAUAAAACUUGAUAUGUAUUCAUUCAAUUUCAGAAGGUUUAAGGAUUUAGCAUGUAAACGGGUGACAUCGUUUACCCUGAUUAUGGCCUUUUAAAACCCGACUCUAUAGCUGUCCCAGAAGACUGAAAUUGCCCAUUUGAGAUAAAGGAAAUAUACCAUACUGAGAACCUAUUUUGCACUAAUUUAUUCUAUUCCAACAGGUUCUAGACUGGUUAUGAGUUUAUCUUCGCAUUAAAUGGGUUCCUGACCGCAAGCAGCGCUGCUACCUGUUUACAUAAGAUCAUUGUAUAUUAUGAUAGCAAUGGUUACGGCUAACUGCGCCGUUCUCCUGAGAGGACACAGUUGGGAGUUAGUGUAAAUUGUAAUAUGAAACUCAAUGAGCUCUUCUGUGUACCUGCAGGCCCGUGUUAUUAUUUAACAAUGUAUGUUCCUAUCUGUGAUUAUUCUGGUGGUGUGCUUCAUGGAAAGUAUCAGAAGAAAUUGAUUAAAAAUUUCCUUGCUCUUUUUUAAAA